GAGUGUAUUUGAAGUAUGUCAACGUGCUCCUACAGAAAGAAACUGUUCGAUUUCCAGUGCGAUCAUUCCAUGCGAAAUCGAUUAUUUUUUAGAAAUUUCAUUAUUGUUGAAGAAAUGCCAACGAAGGGUCUGGAGACAGCAGAUGUCCUUGCGGCCCUUGAGUCGAAGCUCGCUUAUCUUCCUGGUGGACGUGAUCGCGAAGGACGACCUUUGAUAGUGGUCAACGUCCCAUCUGAACUUCAACCGACAACGAAGCCACGCUUGGAAUCGAUCAUCUUAUAUUUCUUGUCGAUUUUCAGCGAAGGGACGAAGAAAGGUGGUCUGGUAUUGAUCAUAGACGCACGCUAUCGAGCAUGGCGAGUUGCAAGAUCCUGCAUCAGGUUAUCGGUGAUGCUUCUAGGAAGUCGUGCAACUUCCGUGUUCGUUAUACGUCCAGACGGCUUCUGGGAUAAGCGUGUCGACAGUUGUACCAAGUCCUAUAAGGACAGCGAGCCAAUGUAUGUUACCGUCGAAAGACUUCACGGGUUUAUUGAAUUUUCUCAAUUACCAUACGAAUUGUGUGGCAAUAAAUUUUACGAUCAUACGGAAUGGAUUCGAAAACGUUUGGUACGAUUUAUUGUAUAUAAAGUCGAAGAAUACAUGAAAGAUGGCCUAGAAUUAUUAUCGAAAAUGUCAAAUUUGCAUGAACGAUUGAACAGCCUUGAUGGGAUUCGCAUGAGGCAAUCAGAUGAUGAUUUAGAAUCUUAUUGGGAAAUCGGGAUGGAACUUACGUCUGUUACUUCUCGUAUCCUUAACUCAGGUAGAAGUUUAGUUAAUAUUAUGAGUAGGGAUUCGUCAAGAGAUUCUUUGGACACGGUUAAACGAAUACAUGGACUUCUCGAUUCCGUUGAAUUAAAACAGGUCGACAUUGAAAAUUGUUGGACUCAAAUGGAAAGAAGUUUGGAUACUAUAAAGGUAAUAGACGAUCUCGAAAAAGGUGUUUCACAAGUAACAAAGUGGAUUUUGGGACCGGCUGAUGCCAUGUUGAACUCUUCCUAUCAAAUUGGUUUUGAUGUGAUAUCUUCGGACGAGCUUAGACGACAGCAUGAACAAUUAGAAUUAAAAUGUCGAGAGACGUACGGUCGUUAUGCUGGGUUGCUUCAUAAGAUUGCCCGCUUGCCGACAGGUCAUUUACCGGAGGAUUUGAAAUCUCAAAAGGAUUUCAUGGAUUUUGUUUGUCGAAGUUUUGCAUCUAGAUUGGAAAGACGAAGAAACGUUCUUAUUACCUGUCAGAGAUUUUUCAGGCUUGUAUCUGAGUACUUUGAUAAGACGAGCGAAGUUUUUGACAAGCUGGUGAUGACAAACACGUCUCAUGAUUUUUCUCAAGCUAGCUUGAAACUACUUAUGUUGGAAAAUAAUCAAUUGGCCUUGGAAGCGUUAGAACAGGAACUUGUGAAAGAGGGUGAGAAACUUUCGGACAUCUUAUCGAUGCCUGUCAAAGAUGCCUUGGGAAGAGACGUUCAUAUCGAUUAUGGUGAGGACAUCGUCAAUGUACGCGAUAUUUUGGAUGCUACGAUCGCUAGAAAGAAUAUCUUUAAUGAUAGCGUAGAGUUGCAGAAGUUAACCUUGAAACAAAUCUCCUUAAUACAUACUUACGAGAACGACGCCGAACAGGCUGUUAAGUGGCUGAACGAUUUGUUCAACGUUCUCUUUCACAAUCUUAUGGAGGUUGGAUGUAACACUAGUGAAAUACAAUCGCAAAAAGAAAAACAUCAGUCCUUUCAGGAAACUGCGAAGGGAACUUAUGAGUACGGUUGUCAAUUGGUAAACGGAGCACGAGUGUUGAGAUUGUCUUGUAGAUUACCAUUGGACAACAACGUUCACUUGUUUUCAAGAUUACGUCAAACAUGGAAACAGUUACGCUCAGCUGGUCAAGAGCAACUAACUAGACUACGAGUGUGUGCUGUUUUUCAUAGAAGCGUCGAGGAUCACUGUUCGAAGUUGCGGGAUUUGAUUGAAAUCGUUGGAUCUUUAAAACGGGCGAGAAAAAAUGAAGAUUUCGCUAGCGAGUGCCGUGCCAGAGCCGAGAUAAGGGACAUCUUAGGUGAUCGAGAAAAGCUACUGUUGGACGUUGGUCGCAUGGUGAGACUGGGACGUCUUUUAAGGACCAGAUUAAAGGAACCUGUAUGCCAUCAACGAAUGUCCGAAGCCGAGGAUGCUUCGGGCAAAGCCGGUAAUCUAACAGCGAUCGAGGCGAUCUCGGCGAAACUGGCAGAAGUGACCCGGUUAGCUGAGAAACUGGAUGCAAAAUUGUGCGAAGCUGGAGCGAGGACUCAACCGGUACCGAUCCCUACCUCGGCUUUAUCGAUUUCUUCUACCCUAACAUCGACAACGACGACUUUAGCGCGCACUAUGCCCCCCAUUGUUUUACUCAAAUCCGCAACGACAACGACAACUUCCUCGAUCACUGCACCGAUCAGUGAAAUAACUCCUACAUUCGUUUAUUCGAAUGAUUCUGCUUCAACGUCGAUCGGUGCUGCCGAUGUGUCCACUUUAACUUCUUCUUCUAAUUUUGGAUUCUUGCCUGGACCGAUCGUUUCGCAUGUUGAAGAUACUAAAACUUCGUCAGUAGUUUCAUCGAUUCCUUCUGGUAGCUUCCCAUCGAUGAUGGCUUCGAGCGAGGUCGUUUCAAACACCUCGUCAAUGAUCGAUGCUGCUGAAGAAAAACAAGAGAUCGAGGAUGUUGAAAAAUUACACGAAGAGAGCACGAACGAAGAUGUCAAUGUUGAUGGUUACGUGACAGCUACGGAAUGUUCGAUCACGCCUACGGCGAGAUCUCGAAGCGAAUCUUUCGUGACAUCUCCAGAAUGCGACGACGUUGUAGUUUCAUCAAUAAUACCAGCUACUUCUUCUAGCUCAACUUGGUGGAAGCCGGAAGAACCGACGAAAGAGCCGGAAAUAAUAAUUCCUGUGAAAGUUGAAAAGCCCAACGUGUCGAUGCAAAGUACCAAAGUCGAAGCAAAAAAUGAGUUGGUACCGAUAGGGAAAGUCGUUUCCAUUGAGAAGACCACGGAGGAGAGAUCUGGAAAGAUCGUAAAGGAGGUCACGGAAACGACUACUUUACAUGUCUCGCACGAUACUCAUUUAGGGGUGGCAUCUUAUAAAGUUACCUCAAAUACGUUGCAAGAUUACACGCAAAACGUGGAUGUUAAAGAGAUGCAAGAUUCGCAUCAUGUAGUAAUCGAAGAUCCAAAUAAAAGAUUGAAUGGUAUCGAUCGAGAAAUCGAUGCCAUUUUUAUGAAAGGUUUGUCUGACGAAUCUUUAUCCAAGGACGAAUCUUCGAAGAGAACACCGACUUGUACUAAAAUGAUCAAGGAGAUUACAACCGACGAAGAAAAAUCGCAUACGAUUAGUAAGGAAACGAAAAAUGUUUGUUCGAUCACGAAAACUUACACGAGACAUCACGAAGACAGUGGUAUCGAGAUGUCUCCAACAAAACGCGAUAAAGAUGAAAUCGAAGGGGAGGAGUUUUUGGAAAACGCAAGGAAGACGAGAUUAGCGAAAAUGGUGGAUGGACACAAUUCGAUGGAGAUGGACAAGAGUCCAGAAGGAUCUGGCGAGGAUUUGCACACUACUGCAGAGGAUAAAGAACAUUCGCAGCAGCAGAUUACCAACGGGAGUACACCUACGACGACCAUAAGUACGAUAGCUGUGCAAAGUGGAGAAACGCGUCUGGUGAUCGCGUUGCUUCAGAACGGAGAAUGGCUACGAUUAAAAGUUUUGGAGGUACAACCAGAAUUAACGAAACUUGGUUCGUCGGUGAAAGAAGCUACGGAAUUAUCGAACGCUCACAAUGAAGUUCUUUUGCGAUUGCAGAGCAAACAAAGUCCGGUGGAAGAAUUAUUGCGUCAAGCCGAUCAAUUGAUUUCGACACAAAGACCAAGGGCGGAAGUUUAUGCUGCUAUGGCCGAAACGUUGGGCCAGGCAUGGCGUGAUGUGAAUGAUUUGUUGGAACGACGAAAACAGAUUCUUGAUUCCAACGUACUCUUUCAAUGCCGUGCUGAAGAAUGUGGAGAAAGCAUGAAGGCUCUCGAGAUGGCAUGUAACGAUACUCUAUUACCGAUCGAGAUCGAAGCGGUGAAAAACUUCCUAUCGAAGAUACACGAUCUUCGAAAGACCAUGCUCGAAGCAUUGAUGGGUGCGUUGCAAGAAGGGAAAACAUUGUUAGAUAAAUUGAAGGAAAUUGCGAACGAGGGUACUUUGGAUUCCAGACCCGAUAAAAUUAAGAUUGAAGCUGAUCAUGCCGUGCUGAAGGUUGAAAGAUGGCUGGAGGAUCUUCAUGACAAGAGACGACUGAUUGAAGCUUCUUUUCGUAGUAGAAAAAAUCAAUUGGAGCAGUGUCUUGCGCUUGCUUUAUUGGCAACCGAUCUUCGGGAUCUCGAAGAGAUUCUUAACGAUAGAAUUGCUGCUUUGUCAAGCACAUGCGAUCAACUCGGUGAUUCCUCAUCUAGCGCAGAAUUGCUUCUUUUCGAACUGAAGAAAUUGCAGGCCGAGGCGAAAGAGUUUCAAGAUCGAUCGAUCAAGAUUACGAAAUCGACCGAACGAUUGGUGUCAUCGGGACACUUCGCUGGCGAGCAGGCGACCGAACAGGCUUAUGCUAUACUCGGCGCAGCAGCCGAUUAUGUCAACGAUUUGGAUCAGUACGAGACACUGUUGAACAGAGCUGUAGCUUUUUUCGAGGCCGCACGAUCGGCUAUCACGAAAUUGGAUCAAUUGGAGAUUCAACUGGUGACGACGGAACAUCCACCAUUUUCAGCACGUUUAGCACGCUUUCAUGCUCAGACGGUUAGCACGAUCGAGGACGUUACCUCAAAACCUUUGAUGGAAGGAUACGCCUUGCUAGAUAUCACGGGAAGAGGAGCGCCCGGAGCUGAGGGUGUGAAACGUACCGUCGAGGAACUAGAAAGUCGAAAGAUACGUUUGUUAGAACGAUGCACUGCUCACGAGGAAGAGAAUCUCGAAAUAUCCAGAAUGAUAAAUGUUUUCUUGGAGAAACACGAGGAAUUGCACAUUUGGUUGACCAACAUUGCCGAAGCAUUUCUUCAAGGUCAUCAGGAUAUGGGUAGCGACUUGCCAAUGGCUAAGGAUUUUUAUAGGCUUCAUAGUCAGCUUUUGGACGAUUUGGAGAAACGAACGAACGAGGUGGAACAUUUGGAAUUUGAGAUACUUCCGAUACGUGAACGAUUGGAUGACGCGCAAAGGCGAGAGUUUCAAACGAAAAUAAUCGAGCUGCAGAAUUCUUGGGCGAAAACGAAGAAUAUAGUUGCUCGUAGAAUAGAUCUUGGUUUUCUCUACGUACAGUUUCAUGAGAUUGUUGAUGAACUGAGGAACAGAAUAGAAUCGUUGGAGAAUGAUUUGACGAGCAACGCUGAUGUUUUAAACGAAACGAAAAUCGAGGAUUUGAAGUCUAAAUGGAAAGCUCUUCAGCCGGUUUAUCUGAGACUUUCUAAUAGUGGUAAAGUUUUUCUAGACGAAGCUGCUAAGAUUAAUGAUCCGUAUCUGGAUAUACCAAGAGCAUGCUUAUGCGUGGAGACGUUGUUGGAGAAAUUUGCAAACAGACAAUUGACUAUUACCGAAUCUUGGGAAAAAUGGCAAACGACUAUUAAAAUAUUGAGGGAACGACGAAUCGAGCAUGAACGAAAAAUCGAAGAAAGUACUAGGACGUUAGAGUGGGUUUCCAAGUUCGGCGAACAGUUGUAUCCGGUUAUAACUUGUCAAUCGACACGAGUUGAUUCAAUACUUCGUGAUUUAGAAGGAUCGAGACGACGCAUAUUACCCGAACUAAACAAAGCUGUCGACGAAUUAGAUGCAAGAAUUAAAAGUAUCGAUAAUCUGGUUGAAAAAGGUGAGAUGCAGAUCGAUCAAGAAAUGUCGGAAAAAUUAUUGCAAAUGUCUGAGAAAUUGCAUUCCACGGCUAAAAAUUACAAAGAUCUAUUGAUGUCUCUGAUUUCAAUAUUUGAAUGCCUUCACGAGGUGGAACAUAAGACGGAUGAGGCUAAAAUGAAAGUCGAUCAUAUAACGUCCUUCUCUAAAUCGUACGACGUUGAUGCAGCUUUGAACGAUCUUGAAAUGAUGAAACGAACGAUUACAGAGUCCCUGAAGCAUAUUCAAACGGAGAUUGAAGCAGUCAUUAUUAGGAUAAAACAAUUGGAACCACCGGAUGCUGCUUUACAGGAUAUAGAGAAAUUGAGGCAGGCUGUAGAUAAUGUUACCUCUCCGUUCCAAACAUUCACAGUUGAAACAUUAACGCGCAUCGAAGAACAUCGUCGGAUUUGUAUCUUUGGCGAGGAUCUCUCGCGUAUCGACUCGGAUUUACGUGAUUUGAACGACCAAUUACAAGCUGUCGAUGCAAGAAUUCAUGAGAAUCUACAAGCUGCCAAAGUAGCGGCUGCUGCUUUCAGUCAAUUCGAGGCAACUAUGACGAUUUUGGAAGAAAGAAUAGACGUCUUUGUCAGAACGACAGAAGAUAAUAUAGUGACCUUGGCACCACAUGUGAGAAAUGAUUUGACAUCCUUGAAAGAAAAAUGGAGAGAUUUGAAGUCCCGCAUGGAGAACUCCAAAAAGCGAAUGGUCUUGUGUAUUCAAUAUUUCGAACUUUUAGAAGAGGCCAAAGAAUGGUAUAGAGAGGGUGGCAAACUUUUGAUAGUUAUCGCUAGGAAAGCCACUAGUGUGAAAGUUCCAAAAGAUGCUACUGAUUUGCUACAAGAAAUCGAUAAUUACUUGAAACCAGGUGAACAGAAUCAGGACAACAGAAUUGAAAGAUUAAAGGAAUUGUCUACGAUUAUUUUUGGUACCGAUAGAUUGCCCCAGUUCAACGAAGUUAUAGUUGAGAAUCGGCAGAUGUUAGAUUCAUUCGCCGUUAUUUCAUCGGAAUUGCGCACCUUAGUGCAGAAUUUACAAAAUGCCGAAGACUUGAGGGAAAAGCUAAGAAUGGAAAAGUUGGAAGCUGAUGAGAAAUUACAUGCCGUUAAAAGAGAAAUGGCAGCCGCCGAGGCAGCCAGAAAGGAGGCUGAAAAUGCGAGAAAGGUGGCAGAGAAACUUGCCGCAGAAACAUUGGAACGUGCCGAGAUAGAAGCGAAGAGAUUGAAAGAGGAAAAGCUUGCUAAACUCGAAGCUCAGAAGAUCACAACACAGCCGCCGUCAUUUUCUGUAUCUGCUCAGACGGAUAAAUUUGAGAGUACCGAUGAAAAAUAUAUUCACGAGACUCAUACAUCGGCCGUAACGAAAAAGGAGAUUCAUAUUUUACAAAAGAUGGAGGUAGAGAAGAUCGUACCCAUCGUGCACAAAGAGCCAAGCCCACCAAAGCAAAUAAUAACCAAAGAAUCUCAUAAAUCAACCGUACAUGAAGUGGAACAAAAGGUAUUUCCUGAAUUCACUAUUCCUUUGAACGACGCAACUGUUCAAGAGGGUGAAAAGUUUACUUUCGAAUGCCGCUUGAUCGGAUAUCCCAUACCAGAAGUGGUCUGGUACAAGGAUGGAAUAUCCAUUUUAAAUAAUCCUGAUUAUCUCACCACUUUCCAUCAAGGAAUUUGUAGUCUUACAAUCGAAGAAACAUUUGCAGAAGAUUCAGCAAGAUUCACUUGCAAGGCAUUUAAUAAUCUUGGAUCUGCUGAAACAUCAGCAAUGCUUACGGUCAAAGAAACAGCACCAGAAGAGCAACCCAGUCCUCCUGUCUUUGUCAAAGAAUUACAACCAUCGGUGGCAAUCGAAGGUUCUUCUUAUCGAUUAGAUUGUACAGUAGAAGGAAAUCCAUUACCAACAGUUCAGUGGUACAAAAACGAAACCAAUAUCGAUAAUUCUCCUGACUACAUUAUAACUUAUAACAACGGUGAAGCUUGUCUAAGUUUUGAAGAAAUUUUCUUAGAUGAUAGAGCUAUCUAUAUCUGCAAAGCCACCAAUCGACUUGGACAAGUGUCUACUUCUGCUAUGCUCGAUGUAGAAUCAAUGGAAACAUCUACGGAAAAACCUCAUUUCUUGACACCAUUAUCCAACGCGAUGGCGAGAGCAGGGCAGAGAGUAAAACUAGAAUGUGAAGCUACCGGUAAUCCAAUGCCACGGUUAUCUUGGACACACGAUGGAAAACCGAUAGAUGAGACCACUCACACGAAAAUUCAAACAGAGGGUGGUCGAACAAGUUUGAUAAUUUCGGAAGCUUUUCCGAAAGAUGCUGGAUGUUAUACGGUGAUAGCUAAAAGUGAUGUAGGCGAAGCGAGUGUAUCGUGCAAUGUAUCGGUGAAAGGACGUCUUCCUCGUGAAACCAGCGAUUCCGAGUUCGCCUGCAGUGACAUGGAACCUACAGAACCAAAGAUUCAACUUCGUCUGAAGGAUCAUGAAGUUCUCGAAGGGCACACGGUCAGGUUGGAUUGUGUUAUAGUUGGGCAACCUGAGCCUGAGGUAAUCUGGUAUCACAAUGAUAAGCCCGUAAAGGAAUCGGCAGAUUUUCAAUUACUAUUUCAAGGCGACAAGUGCUCUUUGAUUAUUCAUGAAGCUUUUGUGGAUGAUGCUGGAGUGUACAGAGUAGUCGCCAUUAACUGUGGCGGUGAAACGUCUAGUCAGUGUACAUUAAAAGUUAUACCAAUUUCUCAUCAUUCGGAAGACGUGGACUCAAAAGACAAACAAACUUCCGAAUCAGCAAUACAUAAUUCACCACCAAAGUUUGUGAAAUUGCCAACUGAUUCUUUGGUAGCUGAAGGUGAGGAUGUGAGUUUCGAAUGCGCAGUAACUGGUGAACCGAAACCAGAAGUCAAAUGGUACUUUGACAACAAUGAAAUCGUAGCAGACAAUAGAAUCUUGAUAAAGCAAAAGGAAGAUGGUACGAUUACGAUGAAAAUUUUAUCAGCCAUCCCAGAAGAUAAAGGUAAUUAUGUAGUCAAGGCUACGAAUAUUUGCGGAGAGGCUAAGGCUUUUGCUAGAUUGGUUGUGCGAUCGUUGAGCGACUUCAGGAAGAAAGAAGAAUUUAUCAAAAUGGAAGAGAAAUUGAUAGCACCGAAUUUCAAAGAACGAUUUGCGAGCAGACUCGUACCAGAAGGAGUAUCUACGAAAUUCGAAUGUAUUGUUAUUGGAAAACCUGUUCCUAAGAUUCAGUGGUUGUUCAACGAUCGACCGGUCCAUGGAAAAGAUUUCUUGGUCUCCGUUAGUGGCGAUCGGCAGGUGCUGACGAUACCAGAAACCGGAAGUUCGCAUGCUGGAACAAUAUCUUGCGUGGCGGAGAACACCGCCGGUAAAGCGACUUGCAACGCCAAAUUAGAAAUCGAUAUCGAGCCGAAGAAGGAGGAAGGUAUAGAAAGGGUACUUGAAUUGGUUGAAGUAAAACCUGUCGAAGACAUGCACGCGGCAAGUAGUAGCGACAAACAUUUCUCGGCUGAAAAGAUGUCGGACGAAGGAGGAUUAGGCAGUCAAAUUCUAACUAAAAUGUCACAAACCAUCACGGAAUCCACAACAACUCAUACAUCCACGAAGAAGGAGUUUAUAUCAUCGACGAUGUCCUCAUCAACGGCAACACCUGGACAAGAACCUACUAGUGUUACCGUGAAGAGUACUAUUCACAGUACUGAACAAUCAACCUCUGAAAAUGGUGCUCCUCCUGUUGUUCAGUCACAGAAAAUCGAGGAGUUUGAAAAGAUUGUCCAAGAUCAGCCAGGUGAAAUUCGUCAAGAGAAAACCGUUGUGGUGUCUCAAGGCGAGGAAGGUAUAAAACGUGAUGGAAAGACUAUGCAAGUUCAAAAGCCAAGUAGGAAAUCAACAGCACCGAGAUUCGUUUCGCCGUUAACAGGAAUGAUCGUGGAUCAAGGCGCUGAUGUUAUCCUUGAAGGAAUCGUUGAUGGCUAUCCGCAACCGAAUAUUUCUUGGUCAAAGAAUGGACAAGAAUUACAGCCUAAGGACGGUGCCAAGACGAGUUAUGCUCACAAUCACGUACGCUUAGAGUUGAAGAAUGUCAACGUAAAAAAUGCUGGACGUUACACUUGCACUGCCAGUAAUGAGUGUGGAUCAGCGAGCAGUACUGCUGAUCUUGUGGUCAAAAAAACAAUCUUCCCACCUGUAUUCGGUAGACGUUUACAAGCACAAGUUGUGAAACGUGGCGAUCGUGUUCUUAUGGAAGUUGAAAUCACUGGUACUCCAGAGCCUACAGUUACUUGGUAUAAAGAUGACGUGCCUAUCAAAGAACAACCACCUGCAUUGAGAAUAAGACAACAGGGCAAUUGUUACAUACUGCAGAUCGAUAAAGCUGAGAAAGCAUAUGCCGGAAAAUAUAUGGUACGUGCGAUUAAUGCUGGCGGUGAAGCUCAAAGCAUAGCAGAUUUUGCUGUGUUCGAACCUACACCCGAUACUAUGAUGGAAGUUCACAAGACGGUUAUUUAUGAGAAUGUUCAAGAUAAAAAGAUUAUCCAACCUGACGGAAAAAAGUUCGAUGUACCGUCAGCAACUCUGAAGACAGAGCAAGCAGCAGCGACAACGAUCCAGCCAAGUUCUAUUUUAAAAACUAUUCCAACUCCAAGUCCAACUCCAGCAUCUACCUUAUCCACAAUCCGUACAACCCAAGUAAUCGAAGAGCCAGAGAUGAAAACUUGUCGAUCGGAAACGAUAUCGUCAACGUUUGAAACUCAUCAAACCGAGACUAAAUCAGAGCAAAAGUUCCACAUGAAGUUAGAACACAAAACUCCGCCGAUAAUCGAACCGAGAGCUCGUCCCGAGCUAACGACCACGGUGAAGCAAGUUACUCAAGAAGAAAUCAGUUCUAAAUUUACCGAGCCAAAAUCUGCGACCGUGGAAGAAGCAACGAAAAUCGAAAACGAGAAUAUAGAGACUUCGACUAUCGCGAGAAAAGAUGCAUUAAGUUUCUUUGAGUCUAUUACGAAGGAAAGUGAGACUGUACCGAAGGGACCUAAAGAAAUGAUCAAGUUGAUUGACGAUGCUGAUGGAAAGGGACACGAAGUCAAGGUUGGAAAGCUAACGCAAAGUUACGAACGAUCUACCGCUUUUCAGGAGAUAAAAAAACCUGAGCCGAAACCGACGGACUUUCAAACGACUAAGAAAACUGUCCAGGAUAUUUUUACCAAGUUAGAACACGGAUCCUCGUCGCGCGGAGUGGAUAAUAAAUUAUUUGAUUUUCCAUACGAGGAAUACAAAUCACCAUCGUUAGACACGAGAAAGACGCUUUUAGAAGAUAUCACUGUAUCGGGUCCACCGGUCGAAACGAUUUCAAGAUUACAAACUCAAUCUGAAAGAACUGAAACAAUGACGGAAGGAUUCAAUCUGGUACCGGAACCACCACCCGAAAUAGGAUACAUGCCUAAGCCCGAAGAGAUUAAAAAAAAGAGCCCUGAGGUACCACUCAAGGCCAAGCAACUUCAAGAAUCUUUUGAAAAAACUUUAUCCCCUAUCGAUGCCCCGGUUGGUGGUGUGAAAAUAUUUCCUAUAAGUCCUCAAAAGGUUCUGGAGAGUCCCAAGAUUACGAAGAAAUCCUCUAUAAUUCCACCUCCACCCUUUGAGCUUGAGAAAAAGGAAGUCAUUGAAGAAAUAUGCAUUAAGAAGGAUGUUCAUGAGAAAAAGGAUACUAAGAUAUUAAAGGAAGAAAAAGUCGAACCACCAAAGUUCGUUCCAGCACCGAGUGCCAGACCACCGUCACCUCCUAGACCCUGGUCAUCCUCUUCGGAUAUAGAAACGAGAUCACACGUAUCCACGGAUAUUUCGGAAUAUAGAUGUCAUUCUGCCGCAUCCAGUCACCAAGAGAUAUUACGAUCAACCUCACCGCGACCUUCUGCCGAUGGUUUAGCGAUGGAAAAGUCAUGGGCAAAAAAAUGUACAGAUGCUACACGAAAAUCUUGGCCACCACCAUGUGAUUCUACUACGACGAUGCCUAAACAAUUGCCUGGAGAAGAUUAUAAGAGCUCGACAAAAGAAUUUAGACAGGAAACCGAACACACAUCAGACGGGGGUAUUAAAAAAACGAGUAUGGAGUCUUCGAGCACCUUAGAGAAACGUUCUUGGAGUUCGAAACAGGAAUCAAUGGAGAAAGUUAUAGAAAGAGCACCUUCGCCGCCCAAGGUAAAACCAAUUAUUUAUAAGGCUGAAACUAUUAAAGUCGAUCAUGCCAUUAAUACUAUUCAAGAAAAAUCGAUGCAUGAAAAGUAUACAUCGGAAUACGACAUACAGAAACAGGCAAGUUCCGAAAAAACUAUCGAAGAGUUUUCAGUAAAAAGUCCCUGGUCAGUGGAAACGGAUUUAAAAGCACCUGGCUUAGUAAAAAGUGUCGAACCACCGAAGAAAAUAUUUGUCCCACCGCAGGAACCUUUGAUGACAACCGAAUCUUAUUCGUAUGAUUCGGUUAUUUUGGAACCUGGUCCACCACCGGAAAUUGGCUAUGUGCCACCGCCGAUGGUAAAAGAGAAAAAAAUAGAGAAGAUCGAGAGAACGCUAGAGAUGUCAUUAGAGACCAAACCGGCUAAGAUUCCACCGGGUGCUAUUAGAACUAUACCACCACCAGUUUCGCAAAAAAAGGAAGAACCACCUCCGGUUCUACCACCCAAAGAUGUUCGAAUCACUCCACCACCUAUUCCUGCGAAACAAUCUCUCUUGGAUAAUUUAGAACCUUUUCCGUUCAAACCAUCUUCGUCUCCAACGAUAACUAAACCAGCCACGAAACUUUUACCACCUCUAACGCCAACUAAAUUUGUUAAGGGAACUUUCGGAAGUGAUUACGAAUCGGACAUAGACAUUCAUGUGAAGCCAAAAUGGCGACCUUAUGAAAGCGACAGCGAGGAGCCACGUUAUCGCAGAGUACAAGCACCGAUAACCAAGCAAACCAUUAGACCAAGAUCAACGGAACCAGAACCAUUACCUCCUUCCAAAUUUGAUAUUCCUCCAGUCGAAUUUUCAGGUCCGUCCAAAUCUAUAUUAACCGAAGAAACUCAACAGAAAAUGUAUAAGAAAACAACUUUCAAACGACACGAAAAGGAAACAAAAGAACAGCCAAAAUAUCAGCCUAGUCAAACUCAAACUCCUCCUAUCGUUCUAAAGCCAGGUUCUCCACCAAUUUACGUUCAACCAACCAGCAAACCUCAAGCACCUAAGUCUCCACCAACGAAAAAACCAGAGUCUCCAAAGUUCAAGGUGAAGACUUUCCAACAAGAGAGUGGUUAUAUGGCAGAUACGGACGAGCCGUUACAACAAAAAGCUUCCAAUAUUACCAUUCAGAAAAGCUUUGGGAAGCACGAUGGUUCCACCAGUUCGGCAAGCUCGCACAUAGAAUCUCGCACGUCCUAUUCCGAAAGCAAAUCUGAAUACUUUGAAAGUAAAAGUUAUCACAGUCACCAACAACAGAAGAAAGACGUGUCAUCUUUCGUUCCAACUACACCUUCACCUCCCAGUUCCUUACCAAGUCAAAAACCUGCCGUCCAACAGCGAACGUCGUUUAUUGAGAAGACAUAUUCUUCAUCGAGUGGAAUCGAGCCCACUAAGUUAAAAACUGCGAAGGAGACAGUUUAUACCACGGAUCUUUCUUCGCCUCGAAAAAUGGAUACAAUGCGGAAGGUUCAGGCACCCUCUCCAAGCCCUUCCAAAUUUGUCAAGGGCGAAUUUCGUGAGAGUGAUUACGAAAGCGAUUACGAUGGUAGAAUCUCGUCUGUCUGGAAACCCCGCGGUACUGAGAUCGAUGAUCGUUCUUUCAAACCAGUGAAACCUACUCUAACUGGUUCAGGAAAACCUAAGGAACCAAUCGUGGCAACACCAUCAGAAAAAAGAAUCGAAGAAACGCCAUCGAGCUUCGGUCAAAGAACAUCGAUGAAAGAGAUCGAGCAAGAGAGUCGGGUAGAAGAUAGAUCGGUCGUUACACCGACUAAAAUAAAGCAAGUUUUAUUACCUGGUUCUCCACCUGAAAUCGCUUACGCUCCACUUCAUGGUCAAGAAACGUAUUACGAAGCACGAGCGGGAAUGCCCUAUCAUAACGCAAUUGGUACGGAAACUAGGAAAACGGUUCGAAUGGAUGAAUCGACGGAAAAUAGUAGAAGAAUCGUCACGGUUGAACAAACUAGUCGGGUCAUCAAGUUUGGUGAUGCACAGAAAACAACAAGCGACUUUGGUCCCUUAGAUUCAAUGAAGACGCAAAAACAAGAGAAAUCCUAUUAUCGUGUACCGACUCCUAAAAAGUUUGUACAGGGCCAAUUUAGGGAGUCCGAUUACGAAAGUGACGUUGAUUCUAGUAGAAUUAGACCAAAGUGGGCACCUGCAGAUAGCGACUCGGAGGAUCCAAGAUACAGAAGAGUUCAACCUCCUUCUGGGAAAAGUAUUAGAUCGAGCAGUCUUCCGGUUAGACAAGAACAUGUGGUUUCACCGUUGGAAUUUGAUACUGGUCCACCGCCGAUGAAAAGACAAACAUCGAUGACUCAGCUUCGUGAUGAGAUCAAAACCAGCAAACUCGAGUCACAGAAAUUUCAACAGCCGCCAUUUUCGAGGCAAGACGAGCAAGUUUUGCAGCCUGGCUCACCCCCGGAAUUUGGUUUCGUAUCCAGGAACGAGGUCAAAAAGGCUGCCAAUCACGUGGCGUCACGUCACAUGAGUGAUAUGACGAGUACCUUCAAAUCCAAGACCGAAAAAUUCGUAAGCGACAUUCAAUCGGAUCUGAAGCAAGGUAAACCAAUCCUAAAACAUCCUGCUGAGAGUCGUGUUAGCGACGGUGACGAGCCGCGGACGUAUAGAGAAGAAUCUCGAGUUGCUGAACACGGAAUGAAGCAAAUCGAUCCGGAUACUGGACUAAUAUACUUCAAGUAUGACUUCGGCUAUGAAUUUGGAAUCGUUUUACCUGGCGAGGGUAAAAAGACUAUCACUAGUACCAAUAAAACGAUCCAGGGUCAAAGACGGGCUAGUGACAUCGAGGUGCCUAUCGUUCAUGAAUUUACUACCAAGAAAGAAAAUGGUUAUGCGAAAAAAGGGACGACUACGUCCUCAUCGUCGACUCGUUCGACUAAAUCUGCUACCACUAAGUUUGGCCCUUCGAAAACAGUAAAAUGGGAACCAACGUCCGAGAGUGAAUUUUCUGAAGCCGAGGAUACGAAGAACGCUAGAAGAAGAUAUCCUGGCGUUGGUGGAGAUACCAUGCCACCACCACCGAAUCUCGUUAUACCUUGUUCACCGUCACCGUCCAGAUGGGAUCACACUACGCCCAGUCCGCUUUCCCUCAGUCCAAGCUUGCCGAGUCUCUCUCCCCGAUACAGUAGCGCUACUGGACCACCCAGCAACGUGGAUUCUGCAGGUUCGCCAUGGCCAACGAGUAACGGAGUCGCAUCUACUAAAGAAGUAAUCCAGCCUUAUCUUGAAAUAUUACCAAAGAAAGCUCCUCUCUUUAUCACGCCUUUGAGAGACAUUGCUGUUGUGAGUGGACAAACCGCGAGAUUCGAGUGCAUUGUUCAGGCAGAACCACAACCAAAUAUCUUGUGGUCGAAGGAUGGUAGAAUUAUUGAAAAUUCCUCCAACUAUGAAAUACAUUACAGAAAUGGUGUUUGUCGUCUAACUAUCGCUCAUGCUUUUCCUGACGAUGCCGGAACUUACGCUUGUACUGCCACAAAUGGUUUAGGAUCCACUGUAACUUCCGCUACCUUGCAGGUUCCAGGUGUAUCCCCGCAAUUUGACGCGAGCAAUCGAGAACGAUCCAUUAAUGAGGAAUUAUUGGAAUGUUCACCGAGGUACGUAGCACUGAAGGAUCUCUUUCUACCUCAAGAAGAAAUCAAGCUCACCAUAACGAAUCAUCGGCACGCAUCGAUUUACGAAUUUGCACUGGCAUCUAAUUACAGCUGCGAGAACAGGAGUUAUCUUGAAAAUUGUACCGGUGAAUACGAUUACGACGAGAGGACAGGAGAACCGUACGCUAAGUCAAAACGUCUCGAUUUUUCUGAUAUUGAGAGAAACGGGACGUGUUGCGACCUCGAUCAGGACGACGAGAACGAGGAUGAUUUGCAUACGCAGUCAUUUCGUAGGAUCGAGUCGAACGUCCAAGGGGAAAUAGUAAUGCAAACGACGCCAACGAUACCAACAUUCACCGGCAGACCAGGUGAUCCGUCACCUCCGGUUUUCGAGCAGAUCUUUAAAAAUGCAAGAUUCGCCCAGGGUGGAAAUGCCAUUUUCGAAGGAUGUGUACGUGGAAAUCCAAAGCCGAACGUUUCUUGGACUCACAAGGGUGCUCCUUUAUUGGAAUCACGAAAAAUUCGGAUGUCUUACGACGAUAAGACCGGCGUGGUUACGUUACAAAUCAAUCAGAUAGGUCCAGGAGAUGAGGGUGAAUAUACAUGUAGUGCCAAAAAUCAAUACGGAGAAGCGAUCUGCUCGGUCUACAUUCAACCGGAAGGAUUCGGACCUCCGCCUCAACAGCAAUUAGGUAGUUAUAAAAAGGAAUUUGCUCAAACCUUCCAAACGACUGAACAAAAGACCGGUAGCCAGACUUUUCAGCAACGUAGUUAUCAGCAAAUGUACGACAAGCGAAGUUAUGUCAAUGGAACGUCUAGCAUUGAGGAUUUCAAGGUGGAUACUUUCGAAUAUAGAUUGUUGCGUGAGACGGAGUUCCGAGAAUCGAUUACACGUCGUUUUGUAGGCGAAUCAGACUCGCAGAUUUCUACGGUAAUUGAUCGUAGUCUGGGUCCGGUCGCACCAGCACAAAUCGUUCAAAAACCGAGAAAUUCGAAACUCAUUGAAGGAUCCGAUGCCGUUUUUACUGCUAAAGUAACUGGAAAUCCAAAACCAAGGUUGACUUGGUUCAAAAAUGGCCAGAGGAUCCGCGACUCACAACGCGUGGAAAUGAGUUAUUCAAAUCAGCAAGCGACUCUGAAGAUCAGGGUCGCUCUACCGGAAGAUAGUGGCCAUUAUACUUUAUUAUCUGAAAAUCAACAAGGUUGCACAGUAAGCUCGGCGUAUCUAGCCAUUGAAUCUAGUGAUCAAGUCGAUCAAGCGGUUCAUCAGACGCAACAAAGAGAUAUUGCGAAAAGCCAACAAAUAGAUUCUUCGUCAUCAGAAUCUGAAACUGGUAAAGUACUUCCGCCUAAUUUCGUUCGUACUUGCGCUGAUCGAGAAGCUACCGAAGGAAAGAUGACAAGGUUUGAUUGUCGUGUAACGGGUCGACCAUAUCCAGAAGUAACAUGGUACAUCAAUGGACAACAAGUAGCCAAUGAUUUAACUCAUAAAAUUCUUGUUAAUGAAUCGGGUAAUAAUUCGUUGAUGAUUACCAACGUGAGUCGCGUUGAUGCCGGUGUCGUCACUUGUAUUGCCAGAAACAAAGCUGGUGAAACGUCUUUUCAAUGCAAUCUCAACGUCAUCGAGAAAGAACAAGUUGUUGCACCGAAAUUUGUCGAACGUUUUACGACUACUAAUGUUAAAGAAGGUGAACCUGUAGUAUUUACGGCACGUGCGGUUGGCACUCCUGUUCCACGAAUCACCUGGCAGAAGGAUGGUGUACCAAUUGCACCGGGUCCAGAGGUGCGCAUAUCGAUGGAUGGCAGUGGAGCAUCGACUUUGGAUAUACCUUGCGCUAAAUUUUCUGAUGCCGCAUGGUAUCAAUGUACUGCACAAAAUGUGGCUGGCUCCACUGCAACCCGAGCACGGCUUUUCGUUGAAACACCGAAGGGAGCCGCACCUGAACCAAGACGCUUGAAUUUACCCCGACCGACAAAAAUCAUCGAACCAGAACCAACACCUGGCCCCGAAGUGAUCUACCUAAGACACGUAGAACGAGCCAAACCAUAUUUGCCUCCUCCUGAAGAAGAUAAAAUUUAUUCACCACCACGUUUUAUCAUACCAUUAAGAGAUGUGCAUCAAAUUGAAGGUGGACGUAUUCACUUCGAGGCCAGAAUCGAACCGGUGGGCGACCCCACUAUGAGGGUUGAGUGGUAUGUAAACGGAAGAGCUCUCGACGCAAGCUCACGCGCUACAUCCAUCUUUCGAUUCGGCUUUAUUUCUCUCGAUCUCAUCAGCAUAGUUCUUCAAGAUAGCGGUGAAUAUCUAUGUCGCGUCGUUAGCUCUACCGGAGUUGCUGAAUCUCGUGCCACUCUUAGCGUGACACCACGCGCUACGAUCGAACAAGCUAGCCAACACCCCGACAGCCUUCAAUAUAUCCAACAGCUUGAGGAUUAUAGCAAAUAUCAAAGGCAGGAGAGCGUGGAGGAGAUAUCAUCUUCACAACGACCGGUCUUCAUCCGACCACUCCAGGAUCUUGGUGAGCUACAGGAAGGUCGUAACGCUCAUUUUGAGGCGCAAUUGACACCUGUUAGCGAUCCCACCAUGAAAGUGGAGUGGUACAAGGAUGGUAGACCUAUCACAGCUAGUUCAAGAAUCACAACCAUCUUCAACUUCGGAUACGUCUCGCUCAAUAUAUUGCACCUACGGGCUGAAGAUGCAGGUUCUUAUACAGUUAAAGCUGUGAAUCGUUUGGGAGAGGCUAUCAGCUCCGCGACUCUCCGUGUUUUUGCAAGAACGAGUGUUACAACAGAUUUAGGUAUUCCUGAGCAACAGAGAUAUAUUGAAGCUGCCGAGGAGUUGGAAGCUUACCAACAGGCUAUUCAUCAAAAGUAUGUACAAGAACAGCCUGAACCGACUAGCCCACCGGAAUUUAAAUCGCCUAUUAAGGAUCAAAAUGGAAUACGAGAAGGCGGGUUUGCUCAUUUUGAAGCCCGCUUAGAGCCAAUUGGUGAUGCUGAUUUACGCGUUGAAUGGCUCAAAGAUGGACGCCCUGUAGAAGCCAGUUCACGAAUUACAACAUUCUUUAAUUUCGGUUAUGUUGCACUUACUAUUAAAUAUGUCACGAUUCACGACGUUGGCGUUUAUACAUGCCGUGCUUAUAACAGAGUUGGUGAGGCCCAUACCACCGCUCAAUUGAGUGUCAUUAGCAAAAACGAUGUUAUCUAUGACAGUCAACAUCCUACCGGCUUACAAAGAAUUCAAACACUUGAGGAUUCGAGCAAAUACAUGCGUCAAGUACAAGAGGAAGUACAGGUGAAGCAAGCACCACGUUUCUUAGGUACUUUGAAAGGGACCAAUAAGAUCGUCGAAGGUCAGCGUGCACACUUUGAAGCACGAGUCGAACCUCAAAGUGAUCUGACUAUGAAAAUUGAGUGGUAUCAUAAUGGCAAAGCGAUUACUGCUGCUAAUAGGAUUCAAACCUAUCAUGAUUUUGGAUAUGUAGCGAUCGAUAUUCUUCAAGUUCGACCUGAAGAUGCUGGUACAUAUACCGUAGUCGCAAGAAACGCUCUUGGCGAAGCUCAACUUUCAGCGACUAUGAUCGUCGAGACACGCUUAAGCGUAGAUACCAGCAGUAUGCAUCGUGGUACUUUUGAAAAAACUCAACGUCUCGAAGAAUCUAAAUUCGUCGAACCACAAUAUCACAUCGAAGAAAUAUCUAAAUCAAAACCCAUUUUCGUACAACCAUUAAGUGAUCCAAAGCCAGUUAGCGAAGGAAAAAAUAUUCAUUUGGAGUGCCGUUUAGAACCAAUGGGAGAUCCAACUAUGAGAGUCGAAUGGUUUCAAAAUGGACGACCUGUAACAGUUGGUUCAAGAUUCAGAACUUAUUAUGACUUCGGUUUCGUCGCCCUAGAUAUUGUACAUUCAACUAUUUAUGAUUCGGGAGAAUAUACUGUUAGGGCUACCAAUCAUCUUGGUACUGCACAUACUUCUGCUUGUGUCAGAGUCAUCGGUAGAUCUGAUGUUGUUACAGAAACACAAAACGAACAGUCGCUUGAGCAAAUUCAAAUGUUAGAGGAUUCUUCCAGAUAUCGUAAAACUCAGCAAGAAGAAGUUACAGUAAUGCAAGCACCUCAAUUUACUCGAGCACUUCAUAAUAUUGAAACGGUAGAAUUAACGAAUGUUCAUCUCGAAUGUCGCCUUCAACCGGUCGGCGAUGCAACCAUGAGAGUAGAAUGGUUUGUUAAUGGAAGACCAGUUAAAACUGGACACCGAUUUAGACCAUCUUAUGAAUUCGAUUAUGUGGCUUUGGAUAUUCUUGGUGUUUAUCCCGAAGAUUCUGGCGUUUAUACUUGUCAGGCAACUAAUCAGUUAGGUGAAGCUGUUACUUCGUGUUCGGUACGUGUACAUGCGAAGAAGGAUCUCUUACUGGAGUCUCAACAUCCAGAAGGUUUAGAAAGAAUACAAUACUUGGAAGAUGCUUCACGAUACAAAAGGCACGAGUUGGUUGAUGAAGUUGUAACCGUAAAGCCCAAAUUCAUUACUAGUCCAAAGAACCAAGAAAACCUUAGGGAAGGACAACACGCUCAUUUUGAAUGUAAGCUUGAACCUGUAACAGACUCGAAUUUAAAAGUUGAGUGGUAUAAGAACGGUCGUCCAGUUACAAUAGGACACCGAUUCCGUCCAAUUCACGAUUUUGGUUACGUUGCAUUGGAUGUGAUCGAUUUAAUUGCUGAAGAUUCUGGAACGUAUACUUGCCGUGCCGUCAAUCUUGUUGGUAGUGACGAAGUUUCGUGCACAUUAUCUUGCCGCUCAACGGCACAAAUUCUAACAGAUACACGAAACGAAAGCGGCCUCGAGCAGAUUCAUUAUCUUGAAGAUCGUUCCAAAUAUCAUCGGCAGGAAGUGAUUGAGGAAACAACAACGCAGGCACCAAUCUUUACCACUUCCUUAAAUAACGUGGAGAUAAAAGAAGGACAAAGAGCUCAUUUCGAGUGCAGACUCAUUCCUGUGUCAGAUACAACGAUGAAAGUCGAAUGGUUCCAUAAUAAUACACCUGUCAAGGCUGGUUCAAGAUUUGUAGAAACCAACAGCUUUGGUUUCGUUGCACUCGAUAUCAUGUAUGCAUAUCCAGAUGAUUCUGGUACAUAUACUUGCCGUGCUAAGAACAUUAUUGGAGAGGCUAUUACUUCAGCAACCGCUGUAGUACAUUCGAAAAAAUCAAUUUACAUGGAGUCACAUAACGAAGAAGCUUUAGAAAGACUUCGUUACCUCGAAGAUACCUCUCGUUAUCAACGUAAAACUGUCCAAGAAGAAACAGUUACGCAAGCACCAGUUUUCACAAUGCCAAUCAAGGAUUUGCGUGUGGCUGAGAAUCAAGCGGCUCACUUUGAAGCACGUGUUAUUCCAGUUGGCGAUUCCAAGCUCAAAGUAGAAUGGCUUCGUAAUGGUGUACCUAUUGCUGCUUCAAAUCGCGUAACAACAAUGCACGAUUUUGGAUACGUCGCUUUGAACAUGAAGUAUGUCAAUCCUGAAGAUUCAGGUACUUAUACUUGUCGUGCGACCAACGAUCUUGGAGAAGCUGUAACUUCAGCGACACUUUUCGUUCAAUCAAAAGCAGCCCUGCAAUUCGAGUCGCAACACGAAAGUGCCUUGUCCAAACUUCAAGCCCUGGAAGAUACCAGCAAAUAUCAACGUCGCGAGGAAGAAGAGAUAGUGGUGAAAGAGAAGCCCUCAUUUACGGUUCAAUUGAAUGGGCCUUCGAAGUUAGUCGAAGGACAAAGUGCACAUUACGAAUGCCGCAUAGAACCCUAUCCUGAUCCGAAUAUGAAGGUGGAGUGGUUCCACAAUGGUAAACCACUAUCCACUGGUCACAGAUACAGAACAGCUUGUGACUUUGGCUUCGCAUCUUUGGACGUUCUGACAGUUUAUGCUGAGGAUUCCGGCACAUACACCUGCCAGGCCACCAAUAAACUGGGAUCGGCCAAGAGCUCGAUAAAUCUUGAUGUAAAAUCACGCUCCUCUAUAAUCCGCGAAACCCAACAUGAAAGUGCUCUUAAGAAGAUACAAUAUCUUGAAGAUGAUUCUCGUUACAAACGUACCGAGGAAGAAGAUUUCAUAAUCGCUGAGAAGCCUAAAUUUGGAAGACCAUUGAAGAAUAUUGAACACUUACCCGAAGGCAAGAACGCUCAUCUCGAAGCAACGUUGACACCAGUUAACGAUCCCACGAUGAUUGUUGAAUGGUUCAGGGAUGGAAGACCAGUACCUCAAGGACACAAAUUUAAGACCACUUAUGACUUUGGAUACGUCGCUUUGGAUAUUCUUUAUGCUUAUCCCGAAGAUUCUGGCACGUAUAUGUGUAAAGCCAGAAAUGCUGUUGGUGAAGCUGUCACCACGUGCGUCAUCAACGUAGAUUCUAAGCAAGGUCUCUUUUUGGAUACCUUGGAUGCUCAACGUUUACAAAAGAUACGAGAAUUAGAAACCGUUGAAAUCAAAGAAGAAGUGGAGAAGGAAGUGGUUCAUCAAAAACCUGUAUUUUUAACGCCAUUGAAUAACCUGGAUCAUUUGAAGGAAGGCGAACAUGCUCAUUUAGAAUGUCGCGUCGAACCGAUCAACGAUCCAAAUUUGAAGAUCGAAUGGUUUGUAAACGGAGUUGCCGUAAGGACUGGUCAUCGCUUCCGUACCACACACGAUUUUGGUUAUGUCGCUCUUGAUAUUUUGUAUACUUAUCCAGAAGAUUCAGGAACUUAUAUGUGCAAAGCAACGAAUUUGGCUGGAGAAGCAGUGAAUACGUGCACUAUUAAAGUUGGCUCUCGCCGGAGUAUACUUUUGGACACACAACAUCCAGAUGGUCUCGAAAAGAUUCGAGAACUUGAAGCUCAAGGUCAUCCUGCUCGAUUAGAAGUAGAAGAACCUCCAUUGACCCCACCGAGAUUUGUUUCUGAGCUCAGGGGUACUACUGAAGUUUACGAAGGUCAGACAGCUCACUUUGAAUGUCAGGUGGAACCACUUCACGAUGCCAAUCUUCGAAUCGAAUUCUUCCACAAUGGCAAACCAUUGCCAUCGGCAUCUCGUUUCCACAUGACCUUUGACUUUGGAUAUGUGGCAUUGGAUAUCAGUCACACAGUACCCGAAGAUGCAGGACAAUAUUCUGUGAAAGCUAUAAAUGCCCUUGGACAAUGCGUAUCUUCCAUUGAACUUAAAGUGAUACCGCGUGACAAUAUCAUCCUAGAUUCUCAACGACCAGAAGGAAUGGAUAAGAUUCGCGAGCUGGAAGCUCAACAACCAUGGAAGAGGCCAGAUAUACCGGAACCACAAACGAGACAACGACCCGUUUUUACGCAACCCUUGCAGAAUAUCGAUGCUAUACCCGAAGGCCAUACAGCUCACUUCGAAUGUAGACUCAUACCUGUUGGCGAUCCUACUUUAAAAGUGGAAUGGUUCAGAAAUGAAGUACCCUUAGAAACAAGUUCCCGUAUCACGAAAGUUCACGAUUUUGGAUACGUGGCUUUGGAUAUUACACAUGUCCGCGACGAAGAUGAAGGUGUUUACAUGUGUCGUGCUUCCAAUCCGCUUGGAGAAGCAGUUACUACGGCAUCGAUGAAAAUUAAGACUAAAGCCAGUAUUCAAUUGGAUACCCAACACCCUGAAGCACAACGUAGAAUCGCUCAAUUAGAAGCUGAUAAAGGCCCUAGCCGAGCAGAGGAACCAGAUAAGGUUUUCGACAAGCCUAUCUUUACUCAGUUAUUAACUGGACCUACAGAACUCUGGGAAGGUCAGCUUGCCAGAUAUGAAUGUAGAGUCGUUCCCGUGGGUGAUGCUAGUUUGAGAUUUGAGUGGUACAUGAAUGGAAUCGAGUUGAAAAUGGGAUCUCGUUUCCACGUCAAUCAUGAUUUUGGUUAUGUAACAUUGGACAUAUUGAAAGUCAUACCAGAAGAUUCUGGAGUGUAUACUUGUAAAGCUAUUAAUAAAAGUGGAGAAGCCGUUUCAUCGAUUUCUCUCAAAGUAAAAGCACGCUCUGCGAUCGAUGCUCAAAGUAUACAACCAGACGCAUGGCAGAAGAUUCAACUCAAGGAAGCGGAGAUGAAUAAGGUACCAGAGAUGUUUAUCGAUACAACGCCUCAACAAGCACCGGUAUUCACGAAACAUCUUGAAAGUUAUGAUAAAUUGGUCGAAGGACAACACGUUUAUCUUGAAGCUCAAGUAGAACCAAGAGCUGAUCCUAAUUUGCGAGUAGAAUGGUUUAAAAAUGGAAUAUCUCUACAAACUGGUACAAGAUUACGUAGUACUUUUGAUUUUGGUUUAGUCACACUAUCUAUCAAUGGUCUAAGACCAGACGAUUCAGCCAUUUACACCUGUAAAGCUACAAAUCUACUUGGAGAAGCUGUGUCUACGUGUAGUUUGAAAAUUGUGGAUCGCCACUGGCUUCUUGGGGAUACUCUUCAUCCAGACGCAUUACCUAAAAUUGAUGCUCUUGAACAACCACAGAUCAGUACUACUGAACAACCGGAACCCAUAUACGAAGAACCAGUUUUCAUAACACACUUGAACAAUGUAGAAUGCGUUGAAGGUGAUAACGUUCAUUUCGAGUGUAAUGUAGAACCAUCAAAAGAUCCAACUAUGAAAAUUGAAUGGUUCAUGAAUGGGAAGCCACUACCAACUGGUGCACGAUUUAAGUCGACUUACGAUUUUGGAUAUGUUGCACUCGAUAUUACACAUAGCUACGAAGAGGAUUCAGGCAUUGUCACGGUUAAGGCAACGAACUCCAAGGGAACAGCACAGACAUCGGGUACCCUGAAAUGCACCAGCAAACAAAGUAUUUACCUGCAGACUCAACAUCCGCAAGGUGAAGCUGGAUUGGAAAAAGUUAAAGAAGCUGAAGACGCUUACUUAUCCAAAUAUAGGAGACCGGAUGAUAAACCGGAACAUGAAUACCCGAAACCAAUUUGGACCGUACCUCUUCAACCAGAAUUCAAGUUAGGAGAAUCUGAACCUCUUCAUCUGGAAGGACAAGUUGAACCGAAGGAUGAUCCUGAUCUGAAAAUUGAAUGGUAUUUCAAUGGCAAAGCUUUGGAACAUGGAGCUCGUUUUAAGAUAACCAGCGAUUUUGGAUUUGUUACGUUGGAUCUUACAGAUGUUUACGACCGAGAUUCUGGUAUUUACACUUGUAAAGCAUAUAACAAGGCUGGAGAAGCGUUUACAUCUACGACCGUAUAUUGCUCGACUAAGGAAAGUAUUAUCGAAAAAUCUCAACAUCCAAAAGGUAAGGAAGGUCUGGAAGCUAUUCAAGACCUCGAGGAAUCUCUGAAACGACAGGAAGGUGCUUUGCCCGAAAGCGAAGAGGGACAUCCUCCCGUUUUCACAUCACAAUUCGAGAACUUGACCAAUCUAUCGGAAGGUGAAAUAGCUCAUUUCGAGGCAUCGCUUACACCAACGGGCGAUCAAACUAUGGUGGUUGAAUGGUUCUAUAAUGGAAAAUCAUUAGAAGCUAGUCAUCGUACUAGAACCGUUUACGCUUUCGGUAUGGUAGUAUUGGAAGUCCUUGGAACUAAAAUCGAAGAUUCGGGUACUUACUCUUGCAGAGCAACGAAUAAAUGGGGUAAAGCAGAGAUAAGUGUUCAACUUGAAUGCGUAGACAAAUCGAAGGGACAAAAACCAAAAUUCACCACUCAUAUACAAUCCUUGGAAGGUCUUAAAGAUGGACAAUCGGUGCACUUCGAAUGUACUCUUAUUCCAGUUGGUGAUCCACAUAUGAAAGUCGAAUGGUUCCACAAUGGACAACCACUUAGACACUCUUCUCGUUUCAAAAUGGUUUCCGAUUUUGGAUUCGUCGUUAUGGAUAUUGCUGGAGUUAUGUCGCACGACACUGGAGAAUACGUAUGCAAAGCUAGCAACAAAUAUGGCGAAGAUUAUACGAAAGCUACCAUUAAAUGUUUCGGAAAAAGUGGAGUAUAUCUGGAUUCUCUACAACCUGAUUCUCUCGCUAGGAUUCGCGAACUUGAAAGCUACGGCGGUGAACAACCGACUACUCCAACUACUCCUGUUGCCGAACCACCCAAGUUUAUCACACAAAUUGCAGACAUCACGAAACUCGUCGAAGGACAAUCUGCUCAUUUCGAAGCCAGACUGACCCCUAUUAAUGAUCCAGACUUGAAAGUUGAAUGGUACUAUAAUGGCAAAAAGCUACCUCACGGUCAUCGUUAUAGAACUUUCCAUGAUUUCGGUAUCGUCAUUCUGGACAUACUUUAUUGUUACGAAGAAAACUCCGGUGUAUACGAAUGCAGAGCCUUCAACAAGUACGGCGAAGAUACGACUAAAGCGACUUUGAAAUGUUUCUCCAAAUCCAGUCUUAUUUUGGAAUCUCAAUUACCAAAAGGAAUGGAAGGUGGUUUAGAGAAAAUCCAAACCCUCGAAGACUCUAUGAUUCGUACUAAAGAUGAGAAAGUAGUUGAAGAACGUGGAAAAGCUCCAGUUUUUACUGUACCCUUAAGCAAUAUCGAUGGUCUUCGGGAAGGAGAAAGUGCUCACUUUGAAGCCAGACUUACACCUACAGAUGAUCCAAGAUUAAAGGUCGAAUGGUUCUGGAAUGGUAAACCACUUCGAACAGGCUCGCGCUUUCGAACAUUCUGUGAUUUCGGUUUCGUUAUUUUGGAGAUCUCACCAAUUUACCCUGAAGAUUCCGGAGAAUAUAGUUGUCGAGCAAUUAACGAUUACGGUGAAGCAGUAACUACUUGUACUAUGAAAUGUACAGGAAAACGCAGUAUAAUUCUUGAAUCGCAAUUGCCAAAAGGCAUGGAGAGUACAAUUGAUAAGAUAGCUGAACUCGAAGGUCUUGGAAACGAACCUGGGCAACCUAGUCCCGAUGACGAUACAGGAAAACCACCAGAAUUCAUCACUACUCCAUCGGAUUUAACGCUUGCAGAGAAUUCCUUAGCUCAUUUCGAAUGCAGGCUCGUUCCUAUCAACGAUUCUAGCAUGAGAGUUGAAUGGUUCCAUAAUGGAAAACCUCUUCUAGCUGGUACCAGAGUAAAAACCAUUCAUGAUUUUGGUUUUGUCAUUCUGGAAGUAGCCAAUUGCUAUCAACGAGACUCUGGCCUUUACACAUGCAAGGCAACUAAUCGUCACGGAGAAGCCACGGUGUCCUGUAAGUUGCAAGUUCGUGGCCGUCAAGGUAUUAUCUUGGAACCACAAUUGCCAAGCAAUUUCAAGACUGGUACCGAAAGUAUUCAAAAACUAGAAGAGUCCCUCUACAAGAAAGAUGAAAUCCUGGCGGAAGAGGAAACUCCUAAUCCACCGAGAUUCAUAGUCGAAUUAAAAGAUAUUGAGGUCGAGGAAUCUGGUCCAAGUCACUUCGAUUGUAGAGUCGAACCGGUCGGUGAUCCGACGAUGCGCGUCGAAUGGUAUCACAAUGGUCGACCUUUCGCAACUGGUUCUCGCGUACAUCAAAUUAAUGACUUUGGUUUUAUUUCAUUGGAUAUGUCUUAUACGUAUGCGAGAGACAGUGGUGAAUAUGUGUGCAGAGCUACGAAUAAAUGGGGUACUGCGACCACGAAAGCUACCAUCACUUGUAAAUCUAAGAAAACAAUAGAUUUCGAUUCCCAACUACCAUCAGGUAUGAGUGGUGAAAAAUUAAAGGAGUUAGAACGUGGACCUAUCAGCGAACCACCUGUCGAAGAAGCACCACGGGAACCUCCCCGUUUUAUUACUCAAAUUCAAUCGGCUACAGUCGACGAAUCAGAACCAGUUAGGUUCGAGUGCCGAGUGGAACCAAAAGAUGACCCUAACUUGCGCAUCGAAUGGUAUAGAAACGGAAAGCUUAUUCCUGCAGGUCAUAGAUAUAGAACUGUAUAUGAUAUGGGCUUCGUAUCCAUGGACAUUUUAUACGUUUAUCCUGAGGAUUCUGGUGAAUACAUAUGUAAGGCCAUCAAUGAUCUUGGAGAAGAUACUACCAAGGCAUCUGUGUCUUGCAAAAAACUUCCAAGUAUCAUACUUCAGAAUCAAGUACCAAAAGGCAUGAAGAAAUCAGAAGCAUUGAUGCAGAUGGAAGCGACUAUUAAAAAAUAUACGUCCGAAGUUCACUUGACCGAAGAUGAUCUCUAUGAUGCAGAUAAGAAACAACCACCGCGGUUCGUUACACAAAUCCAGGAUCAAACGGAACUUGUCGAAAUGAAUAGCACUAAAUUUGAAUGUCAAUUAGCACCAGUAGGUGAUCCAAAUAUGAAGGUUGAAUGGUUCUUCAAUGGCAAACCACUUCCACAAAAGAACAGAUUUACACCGAUAUACGACUUCGGUUACGUUGCUAUGAACUUUGGUUGGGUAUAUCCGGAAGAUAGCGGAGAGUAUCUUUGUAGAGCGACUAACUUGUACGGAAUGGAUGAAACUAGAGCAAUAAUUCGGACGGCAGGAAAACCUGGUAUCAUUUACGAAUCUCAGUUACCGAAGGGCAUGAAAAGUAUUGAGAAAAUACGAGAAAUGGAAGCCGCAUGGCAGAUUGUUCCUGAAGAGGAGGGCGAAGAAGAAAAAGUACGUGCAGCACCAGUGUUUGUAAGCAAACCAGAACCAGUUACCGUUGAAGAAGGUGAUUGGUCCAGGUUUUGUUGUCGCGUUACAGGUCAUCCAAGACCACGAGUUAUGUGGAUACUCAAUGGACACACCGUCGUUAAUGGUUCGCGUUAUAAAUUAACCUACGACGGCAUGUAUCAUCUGGAUAUACCGAAGACUAGACAGUACGAUCAUGGAAAGGUCGAAGUAAUCGCAAGAAGUUCCGUUGGAGAAUCACGUACGGAAACUUUCUUAACGGUUAAACAGCGAAGCGACGACUAUCGUGGAGUAUUGAAGAAUUCGCCUAGACCUUGGUACGAUUAUGGGCUAACCCAAUACCAGUCGGAGAGACAGAACACAGAACUUGAGCGUGUAUUCGAAGAACGUCAUCAAACCGUUUCUCAAGGCAUUGAGAUUGCAACCGAACAUCUUGGGCAAAAAGUCUUUAAAGAGCCUGAAGCUGAAUGGCAGAAAUCGGUAAAGAGCAAAAAGAACGAGGACUACUAUCAAAAAUUGAUGAGCUUAGAGGAGGAGCAAGUAUUGAAGGAAUCUAGAUUGAGGGAAACUUCUCAUCAGUUCGCCAUUCCUGGUGACAAAGUGGUAUCUCAUUCCAUGGCUAAAGGAAUGGCUCAGAAGUAUCAGGAAAGUCUUGAAACGCAAGAUACGAAAAUACAAGAAACAACUCAAGCACCAGUACCACAACCUAAAUUUGCAAAAAAGCCGCAUGUAACUGAGGUUGAUAUCGACACUGAGCGUUUAAAGGGCACAGGAAGGCUUCCCCCGGAACCUUCUGAAUCCUUGGUUCAUGGACGGGAGGUUCACGUGGCAAAACAAAAACAGACCCAGAAAGAAGUAAAGGGUGAUUUAGAAAUUACAAGGAAAAUAACAGCUACUGAAACGACGGAAGUCGAGCACAAAGCUAAGACUCAAGAACGCGUGGUCCAAGGACAAGUGAAACCGGCGAAACCGCCAGUUUUCACGAAAAAGAUUCAACCAUGCAGGGCCUUUGAACAAGAACAAGCGAGAUUCGAGGUCGAAUUUGACGGAGAUCCGUUACCAAUCAUAAAAUGGUACAGAGAGGACUUCCCGAUCCAGAACUCACCCGAUCUUCAAAUCUACACGUUCAGCACCAAAUCGGUUUUGAUUAUUCGUCAGGUCUUUAUGGAAGAUUCUGCAGUAUUUUCCGUUAUCGCUGAAAAUCGUGGAGGCAAAGCUAAAUGCAGUGCCAAUCUUGUUGUCGAAGAACGUAGAAGACAACCUGGAAGAGGUGGAGUUGUACCACCUAGUUUUCUAUCUACCAUACAAAAUACUUCGGUAACAACUGGACAAUUGGCCCGAUUUGAUGCUAAGGUUACUGGCACCAAACCUCUAGACGUUUACUGGCUGAAGAACGGCAAGAAAGUGACGGCUGAUAUUCGGUACAAAACUUUGGAAGAGGAUAACAUCUACACUCUUCUUAUUUUGGAGACUAUACCAGACGAUUCAGGUAAAUACGAAUGCGUUGCAAUCAACAGUGCCGGUGAGGCACGUUGCGAUGCCGAAUGUAUGGUUCGUGGACCACAGUCGCCAACAAAAACUACAAAACCAACAACGCCUGGUGUAGAGAAGGCACCUUCUGUCCUAGAACCUCUUAAAGAUCAGACAAUUAAAGAAGGAACGUCUGUAGCGUUUGCUUGCAAAAUAACAGGAAAGCCUGUUCCCACUAUUCAGUGGAAGAAAGGCGACAAGGUCAUCAAACCAUCAAAGUAUUUCCAAAUGCAAAAAGAUGGUGAUCUUUGUACUUUGAAAAUCACAGAAGCCUUUCCUGAGGACGAAGGUGUUUAUAAAUGUAUUGCUAAAAAUCCUGCCGGUGAUGUUACUACUUCAGCAAAUUUGAGAGUUCUUGCUCCAGAUACGGUUGAUGUUUUGCCAAAAUUAUCGCCGCUGAAAGAUCAAAUCGUUUCGGAGGGACAACCAGCACAAUUUAAAACUCAGGUUACUCCAGCAAAACCAAAGCCAACGAUUCAAUGGUACAGGGAAGGUGCCCUUAUACCUCAGUCGCCCGAUUUUCAGAUGAUUCACGAGGGUAAUAAUGCUGUACUGUUAAUUGCAACAACUUACGAAGAAGACACUGGCACUUUCAGCUGUAGAGCUACGACCUCAGCCGGUACCGUAGAAACCUCUGCGAAACUCAUCGUCAAAAAACGGAAAGGGACUUAUUACGAGAUCCCUGCCGAAUCAAGCCCAGGUUUAAAAGCUGGAGAAAAAAUUUUUGAUGGUCUAGAAAAAGGAAAGGAUGUAAUAUUGGAACCAUUGCUUCUGGAUGAAGAGGGCUUACCUCUUCAACCCGGAGAUGAAUCAUUACCUUGGCGAAGAGGUCGAGUGAGCCAUCGACCUCGACCUACGAAUGUUACUCCCUGGAGGAGAGAGAAACCAAAAUCGAGAGAUGUAUCAUUGGACAAAUUAGAAUCGGUUGAAAGUAAAAAGAAACCUUGGACGGAGGAACAAAUCGUCUUGAAAAAGACUCCUCAAGUAACGCGUGACAUUCCGAAAGAAAAAUUGGAACAAGUUGAACUCAAGUCUACAAAGAUUGAUAAAAAAGAGAUAAGACGACCUAGUCAGGAAACAAUAACGUUGAAACCAGUAACCAAAGAUGUAACGUUAACAAAGAAAGAAAUCUCUGACACUUCAUAUGUCGAUGAAGUUUCAAAAGAUGUGUACAUUGAAGAAGAGGACGCUAAACGUUUAAAACUAUUGCGUAGAGUGGAUGAAUCGGUUCUCAGGAAAGAUGAAGAAAGACCUAAGCCAUGGACCGAAGAAAAAAUUACUCUUAAAAAAAGUGAACCUGUUAAAAAACCAAUUUUGAAGGAAACGAUUGAAAUCGAAUUAAAGCCAGCUAAAACGGAAAAGAAAGUUACGAAAAAAGAUGAAAAGGUCGAGUACGUAGAACAAGAAGACACCACACUUCUAGAUGUAUCUAAGAUAUCCGAAGAAAAGAGGAUUACAAAAGAAAAAAUUGUUACUGAAAAAAUAGAACAAUCUAAACCUUGGACGGAAGAAAAAGUCACUUUGAAGAAAGCUAAGGUCGAAAGAAAAACGUUAAUUAAAGAAACACCAGAAACGGUAGAACUUAAACCGACUAAAUCUGUUAAAACGGAAGUGCAGAAAUCAACACUCGAAGAAGUUGAUCUCAAGCCAGUCACUAAAACGAUUAUGGAAAUAUCUAAGGAAGACAUUCGAAAGGAUGAAUAUCAUGAUGAAGAGAGCAUUGAAUUACUUCGCAUAUCUACCGAUGUAAAAGAAACAAAAAAAAUAGAUAAGGAAGAAAUUGAACCUAAACCUUGGACCGAAGAGAAAAUCAUGUUGAAAAAAGCAAGACCGGAUAAAAAGGAUAUUCCUAAAGAGGAAAUCGAAAAGGUCGAUUUAAAGUCUUCAAAAAAAGAAACGAUUGAUAUCAAGAAACCGAGCGUAAAAGAUAAAACAAUCGAAAAGAAAUUAGUAUCAGAGGAAACUGGUCCUUAUACCGAGGGAGAAGAUACAACAAGAUUGAUUGUUACUUCUGAAAUGGAAACUAAUGAAUCUAAAAUUAAGAAGAUCGAUAAAAUACCUCAGGUAACCGAAACAAAACCUUGGACGGAGGAAAAGGUAACGUUAAAAAAGACAAAGAUAGACAAAAAAAAAGUGACAAAAGAAACUCUCGAAGAUGUUUCAUUAAAAUCGAUAAAACCAGAAAAAAAGGAAACGACAAAGAAAAUCACGAAAACGAUAGAAUUACAGACGGUCGAAGACAAAACUACAGAAUAUGUCGAAGAGCAGGAAGAUAGUAAAUUUUUAAAUAUUCAAAAAGAUACAACGGUAGAACAACAUAAAAUUGAAGAAGCUGUACCGUGGUUAAGGGGCAUUAAAAAACAAAAAGAAAAGAUGCCCUUCCAGGAAAAAGAAGAUAUAACUACUCUCCAAAUUGACAGAGACGUAGAAACUGUAAAGAAGGAAGUUAAGGAAGAAACGCCAGUACCAUGGAUAAAAGGAAAGAAACCAUUAGACAAAGCACCUUACGUUGAAGAAGAAGAUCAUACUAAAAUAACAACUGAUAAAAUACAAAAGACUGAACACGUAAUUCAAAAAGAGAUGCCUGUUCCAUGGAUUCGAGGUAAAAAACCAAAGACGGAAGACCUACCCAAAAAGCAGGAAAUUCCUAGCGAGCAAAUAUCUCAAACUCCUUGGCUACAUGAUAAAAAAGUGAGUCGUACAAUAACAAAGGAAAAGGAAGAGGAAGAAGAAAAAGUACAGGAGGAAGUAAUAUUAAAACCUAUUACGCGAGAAAAACCAGAAGAAAAAGAGGAAGAAAAGAAACAGCCACGAAAGAAAACAGAAAUUACCAUGCCAGUUAAACUUGAGGAAACUCUGGAGGAAGUUCCCCUGGAUUCUUCUAGUGCGCCUUGGCGUCGUGCAGGAAAAAUAAAACCUCCUGUGCCGGAAUUACCAGUAACCGAACAGAUACCUUCAAAAGUAGAAGAAACAAAGCAAAUAACUAGAAAAGAUGGACAGAUAAUCGAAGAUUUUAGAACGUUAAGUUUAAAACCUACUAGACGUGGUAGCAGACCACUAGAACAAGGGGAAAUAGAAAAACCAACGCUGAAGCCUGUCGCCCCAAUUCCACAAGAGCUAUCGAAACCAGAAAGAUUGGAACAGCUUGUAAAUGGAGAAAAAAUUGAAGAAAAGACAGAACUUCCUUGGAGGCGCGGAAGAAAACCUUCGACUAAAAUAAUGCCAGAAAGUAAACCUGAAAUAGAAAUUUCAUCUGAACUUAUUCCUAAAGAGGAAGACAAAGAAAUAUUAAAAACUGAAAUCAAAAAGCUAAUUGAAGAAACACCAGAUCAGACAAAGAUUACAUUGGUUAAGAAACAAAAAGUACCAGAAGAUAUGACAUCUGAGGAAGUGACACUUAAACCUGUCAAAAGAAUUCCAAAAGAACAGAAAACAAGAGAAGAGAUAAUCUCGAAACCUAUAGAUAGAAAGACAUCAAAAGAAGAUAUAUCAGCAGAAGUUAAACUUAAACCUAUUAAGAAGGAAAAGGUUCCAGAAGAGAUUAAACCACAGGAAGUUAAACUUAAACCAGUUAGGAAGGAAAAGGUUCCAGAGGAAGUUAAACCAGAGGAAGUAAUAUUGAAACCUGUAAAACGAAUUUCUAAAGAAGAAGAAAGAAAAGAAGAAAUAACUUUGAAGCCUAUAGAUAAGAAGAAACCAGAAAUAGAAGUACCAGAAGAAAUUAAACUUAAACCUGUCAGGAAGGAAAAGAUUCCAGAGGAGGUUAAACCAGAAGAAGUGACACUGAAACCUGUAAAACGAAUUUCUAAAGAAGAAGAAAGAAAAGAAGAAGUAACUUUGAAACCUGUAGAAAGGAAGAAGCCAGAAGUAGAAGUACCAGAAGAAAUUAAACUUAAACCAGUUAGGAAGGAAAAGAUUCCAGAGGAGGUUAAACCAGAAGAAGUGACACUGAAACCUGUAAAACGAAUUUCUAAAGAAGAAGAAAGAAAAGAAGAAGUAACUUUGAAACCUAUAGAAAGGAAGAAACCAGAAGUAGAGGUACCAGAAGAAAUUAAACUUAAACCUGUCAGAAAGGAAAAGAUUCCAGAGGAGGUUAAACCAGAGGAAGUUAAAUUGAAACCUGUAAAACGAAUUUCUAAAGAAGAAGAAAGAAAAGAAGAAGUAACUUUGAAGCCUAUAGAAAAGAAGAAACCAGAAGUAGAGGUACCAGAAGAAAUUAAACUUAAACCUGUCAGGAAGGAAAAGAUUCCAGAGGAUGUUAAACCAGAAGAAGUGACACUGAAACCUGUAAAACGAAUUUCUAAAGAAGAAGAAAGAAAAGAAGAAGUAACUUUGAAACCUGUAGAAAGGAAGAAGCCAGAAGUAGAAGUACUAGAAGAAAUUAAACUUAAACCAGUUAGGAAGGAAAAGAUUCCAGAGGAGGUUAAACCAGAAGAAGUGACACUGAAACCUGUAAAACGAAUUUCUAAAGAAGAAGAAAGAAAAGAAGAAAUAACUUUGAAGCCUAUAGAUAAGAAGAAACCAGAAAUAGAAAUACCAGAACAAAUUAAACUUAAACCUGUCAGAAAGGAAAAGAUUCCAGAGGAGGUUAAACCAGAAGAAGUGACACUGAAACCUGUAAAACGAAUUUCUAAAGAAGAAGAAAGAAAAGAAGAAGUAACUUUGAAACCUAUAGAAAGGAAGAAACCAGAAGUAGAGGUACCAGAAGAAAUUAAACUUAAACCUGUCAGAAAGGAAAAGAUUCCAGAGGAGGUUAAACCAGAAGAAGUGACACUGAAACCUGUAAAACGAAUUUCUAAAGAAGAAGAAAGGAAAGAAGAAGUAACUUUGAAACCUAUAGAAAGGAAGAAACCAGAAGUAGAGGUACCAGAAGAAAUUAAACUUAAACCUGUCAGAAAGGAAAAGAUUCCAGAGGAGUUUAAACCAGAAGAAGUGACACUGAAACCUGUAAAACGAAUUUCUAAAGAAGAAGAAAGAAAAGAAGAAGUAACUUUGAAACCUAUAGAAAGGAAGAAGCCAGAAGUAGAGGUACCAGAAGAAAUUAAACUUAAACCUGUCAGAAAGGAAAAGAUUCCAGAGGAGGUUAAACCAGAGGAAGUUAAAUUGAAACCUGUAAAACGAAUUUCUAAAGAAGAAGAAAGAAAAGAAGAAGUAACUUUGAAACCUAUAGAAAGGAAGAAGCCAGAAGUAGAAGUACCAGAAGAAAUUAAACUUAAACCUGUCAGAAAGGAAAAGAUUCCAGAGGAGGUUAAACCAGAAGAAGUGACAUUGAAACCUGUGAGACGGAUUUCCAAAGAGGAAGAAACGAAAGAGCAAAUAACUUUGAAGCCUAUAGAAAAGAAAAAACCAGAAGUAGAGGUACCAGAAGAAAUUAAACUUAAACCUGUCAGAAAGGAAAAGAUUCCAGAGGAGGUUAAACCAGAAGAAGUGACAUUGAAACCUGUGAGACGGAUUUCCAAAGAGGAAGAAACGAAAGAGCAAAUAACUUUGAAGCCUAUAGAAAAGAAAAAACCAGAAGUAGAGGUACCAGAAGAAAUUAAACUUAAACCUGUCAGAAAGGAAAAGAUUCCAGAGGAGGUUAAACCAGAGGAAGUUAAAUUGAAACCUGUAAAACGAAUUUCUAAAGAAGAAGAAAGAAAAGAAGAAGUAACUUUGAAACCUAUAGAAAGGAAGAAGCCAGAAGUAGAAGUACCAGAAGAAAUUAAACUUAAACCUGUCAGAAAGGAAAAGAUUCCAGAGGAGGUUAAACCAGAAGAAGUGACAUUGAAACCUGUGAGACGGAUUUCCAAAGAGGAAGAAACGAAAGAGCAAAUAACUUUGAAGCCUAUAGAAAAGAAAAAACCAGAAGUAGAGGUACCAGAAGAAAUUAAACUUAAACCUGUCAGAAAGGAAAAGAUUCCAGAGGAGGUUAAACCAGAGGAAGUUAAAUUGAAACCUGUAAAACGAAUUUCUAAAGAAGAAGAAAGAAAAGAAGAAGUAACUUUGAAACCUAUAGAAAGGAAGAAGCCAGAAGUAGAAGUACCAGAAGAAAUUAAACUUAAACCUGUCAGAAAGGAAAAGAUUCCAGAGGAGGUUAAACCAGAAGAAGUGACAUUGAAACCUGUGAGACGGAUUUCCAAAGAGGAAGAAACGAAAGAGCAAAUAACUUUGAAGCCUAUAGAAAAGAAAAAACCAGAUGUAGAGGUACCAGAAGAAAUUAAACUUAAACCUGUCAGAAAGGAAAAGAUUCCAGAGGAGGUUAAACCAGAGGAAGUUAAAUUGAAACCUGUGAGACGGAUUUCCAAAGAGGAAGAAUCGAAAGAGCAAAUAACUUUGAAGCCUAUAGAAAAGAAGGAACCUAGAGUAGAAGUACCAGAAGAAGUGAAAUUGAAGCCUCUUAAAAAAGAAAAGAAACCAGAAAAAGGCAAACCGGACGAAGUUAUUUCUAUUACUGUUAUUGAAAAACCCGAUGAAGAAAAAUCAGAUGAAGUUAGUAUUUUACCCUGGCGACGGCCCCGAAAGGCAAAGAAAGUGGUUGAUUUUAAAGAAGAGGUUACUGUUGUACCAAUUGAUCAAGAACAGGUGAUAACAGAAAUACACGAAGAAAAAGAAAUAUUUGAAUUGAAAGAAGCAACUAUAAUUGAGGAAAAAGGAGUCAUAAUUCCUAAGUCUCGUCCUGAAAAAGUUACGGAAGUAUCAGAAGGAAAGGAAAUAGAAACUAGUGAAAUAAAAAUAAUGCCAUGGCGGAAAGCUAGGAAACCUGAAAAGAAAACCGAAGAGGUUCUACAGGUCGAACAAGUACACGAGAAGAAAGAAGAAGAUGAGGACGUCAUUGAAAAGACUGAUAUAGCCUGGAGAAAAAUAAAACGGAAACCAGAAGAAAGGAAAGAUGAAAAAUCGUUAGAUAUUGUUGAAAAAGAUAUCGAAAGUGUUGAAGAUGUAACGAAGAAAUUGAAACCUGAGAAACAAAAAGCAAUUAUAAAAGUCGGAGAAAGAGAAGAGGUGGUAGAAACAGAAUUAAUAAAAUUAGAAACAGCUCCUGAGAAACCGGAAGAAAAAGAAGAAAUUAGAACUGAUUUGAUAUUGAAAAAACCUAAGAAGAAAGAUAAACCUAAAGCAGAUAUUAGUCCUGUAAUGGUCGAGGAGAAGCAAGUAAUUGCAGAAGACGUUGUUACUUCUGUCCAAGAUUUCCAAAUAACUCGUAAAGAAAAGAUAAUCAAAACCGAUAAGAAACCAGAAGAAAUUGUCCAAGAUGAUUACAAAGUUGAAGAAGUAAUUCAAGAACGUGUCACAGAAGAAACUAAACGAAGACGUAGACAACAUACACAAGUUGAUAUACCGAUUAUAGAUAAAGAUAAAACAAUUGCGCCAAGAUUCAUCCAAAAACUACAACCAAUUGUUGCGGAACUUGAACAACCCGCUAAAUUUACGUGUACCGUCGUUGGUAAUCCAGUCCCCGAAAUUUCUUGGUAUAGAAAUGAGCAAGAACUUCAUGCAAGUGAAAAAUAUAUCAUGACGAUAUUUGAAACAACGGCUACUUUGGAAAUUACCAAGGUGAAAGAAGAAGAUGCGGGAAUGUAUUCUUGCAGAGCGUCGAAUCCGGCAGGAGUUGCAACUUCUACAGUGAAUCUCGUCAUCUUUGAAAAAGAAGAGGAAGGUAUUGCUCCUCAUUUCUCUACGCCAAUCAAGCCACUUAUGGUCGAAGAACAUAAACCAGCAACGCUGGAAUGCGUUGUUACUGGUACGCCAGUCCCUGAAGUAAAAUGGUAUCGUGGUGAUAAGGAAAUCAGACCAAAAAAAGGAAUGGAAAUAAAGUUUAAUCCGGAAACAGGAGAAGCUAGAUUAACUAUUCUUGAACCUACGCCACAAGAUGAAAUAACUUAUCGCGUAUGUGCCGUCAACAAAUUCGGUCGGGCAGAAUGCAGAGCCAAUUUGAUUAUCAGUAAUAUCGUUAAAGUUUCCAAACCAGAGGUGAUGCAGGCUCCUACAAUAACAAAACCUUUGCCAGCAUUGGUAGCAGAACGAGAUAAACCUCUAAAGUUAACGGCUGACUUCGAAAGCAAGCCAAAACCAGAAGUAAAAUGGUAUCGUAACGGAAUUGAAAUUACACCCAGCAAAAACCGCCUGAUAAAGAUUUAUGAAAAUACUGCGGAACUGUUGAUACCUUCACCCGUUAAAACAGACGGUGGAAAAUAUGAGAUAAGAGUACAAAAUCCUGCUGGAGAAGCUCGAAGUUCCGGUUCGGUUACCAUAAAAGAACGCGAAGAUAAAUCAGACGAAGUGAAAGCUCCACGAUUUAUCGAGCCUAUACAACCGCAAAUAGUCACAGAAGGGGAAGUUGUAAUCAUGGAAGCGCGAGUAGAUUCUUAUCCAACAGCUUCCUUCCAAUGGUUCUACGAAAGUCGUCCCCUAGAGUCUACGGCCCAAAUGAGAAUAGUUACGAAGGAAAACAGAUCGGUAUUACUGGUGAAAGAGAUCAAACCAGAAUUCGCAGGCACGUACACCUGUCGUGCUGAGAAUGUAGGUGGAUCAGUUACGUGUACAGCUACCAUUAAUCUUCUCGAUACAACGUGGGAGGAAGCUACUGAAUUAAUAUCACCAACAUUCGUAAAAAGAUUAUCGCCUGUUAGAGUGAUGGAUGGUGAGAGCGUAAAUCUAACAUGUGUCGUACAAGGUAAACCAACGCCAAAAGUCGAAUGGUAUCACGAUGACAAACUGAUUAAAGAAGGCAAAGAAAUAACUAUCUUGCAAGACACCGAAGGUGUAUGUAGUCUUGCAAUUACUGAGGUAUUUCCUGAGGAUGCGGGUCAAUAUACGUGUCGUGCUGUAAAUCCUAUUGGCGAGGCUGUUUGCACAUCGUCGCUUAUCGUCGAAGCCUAUGAAUACGUACCAGAUUCAGAGAUUGCAUCGUCGAUCAUUGCAACGUCCCUUACUACAGGACAAAGUGGUUCGGAAGAGGACCUAUUAUCGCCAAAGGCAAUAAUAAAAAGAUAUAAAAUAAUAGAGACGCCUCUCUUCGAUACUGAUACAGAGGAAUCUGCUCCAGAAAUAAUAAAGAAACUUCCUCAGUUAAUUCCUACUAAAGAUGGAGAAUUAACCAGACUGGAAGUAAAGGUCAAAGGAAAGCCGAAACCAGAAGGAAAAUGGUACAAACAGGGAAUGGAAAUUGUAUCAUCUCAAGAAUUCCAAAUUGAAGAAUUUGAAGAUGGAACUUCGGUACUAACAAUCGCAGAAACUUACCCGGAUGACACCGGUGAAAUCGUAUUUGAAGCGCAUAAUCCACUUGGAGUAUCCACCACAAUGACAUAUUUGUCUGUAGAAGGUAUCCUUGGCACAAAAGAGUAUAGGAAACCAGAAUGGGUAACUCAAAUGGAGGAAAUGCAAGAAGCUCUUAAAGCCACGCAAUCCAUACCACGAUUUAUUCAAGAAAUAACAGACGCUUAUGUAAAUGAAGGAGAAAAAGUUGUGUUCGAAUGCAUAUAUUCCGGUAAUCCUGCUCCAGACGUUGUUUGGUACAAAAAUGACAAAUUGAUAAUGAAUACGGAUAAUAUCAAAGUCCGUAUCCUGGACAACGAGAAAAAAACUUCGCUAACUAUUUUGAAAGCUAACCGAGAAGACGAAGCUAUUUACGUUUGUAAAGCUACAAGUGAAAUUGGUCUGACGAUAACAAAGGCCAAAUUACGCGUGACUGGCACUGGAAGCGACUGGAGACCGAUGUCGGAGGAUGAAGCUGAAGAAGUGGUGGAAGUUAAACAGAAGAAAGAAAUACACAGAAAGAAGAAACCGGAAUUGAAAAAGGCAAAAGAACAGAAAGAAAAAGUCAAGACUGAACGUGUAAAAGUCGAUAAGAAAGAGAUCGUUAAAGAGCAGCCGAUAAGCAAAGAACAGCCUGAAGAUAAGAAAAUUGCCGAUAUCGAAGAAACCCAAAUACUUGAAAGUGCAACGACUUUCGAAGAGAAGACAAAAGAGGUUUCUCGGGCUAAGAAAAUCGUCCCUAUUCAAGAACCCGUGAUAAUCGAAGCUACGCCUUCGUUGAAGAAGAUCGAUGACCGGAAACCACGAGAAAUGACAUCGACUAAAGAAAAAGCAAAGCCGAUAAUCGAGGAACGUGAAAGUACGGUAGUUUCGGAAAUAAGACCAGAAGAUGUUGCUACCGAUUUCAAAGUGGAGAAAACGGUCGAUCGUGCGAGCGAGGUAACGUCAGAGGUAUUGGAGACAUUAUCUGUGUCGGAAGUUCGUACGGAAAGCGAUCUUCAAGAGAUCAAGCGAACGGAGACGAAGCAAAAGAAAGCGAAGAAGGUGAUUGGUCAUGGACAGGUGGAAAUAACGCAGGUAAAAACCGAAGAAAUCGUCGAAGAGAAACCAAAGAAAAAGAAGAAAGGUGAAAAGACAAGAAUUCGCGAAGAGAUAACGGUGGAAGAAAUCCUCGAGAAAGAAAGAGAGCACAUUGCGCGAGAAGUUGAGGAGAUCCUUGAAGUUCUUCAGGCUAAGGAAUUCGGACCCGGUGAAAGUCCUCUACGUGAAUUGGCUACCAUCGGUUAUCUCGUACGACAGGGUGUAUCGGUUACAGAAAUAAAUGAGAGUCUCUACACCACCGACAAGUUUCCAGCCUUGAGAACUCCGGAUGCACAAAACGCUUUAGUCCAAUUAGUUGAACGCGAAGGUCAUGGGCCUCUUAUCAGUCAAGUAUUAACCGAGGAAACGACUACCGACGAGAGCAUUGUAGCUGCAACUAUUGGCUUCAGGGCUUUUAUGAGAAUGAUCGAAUUGCAACAUGCCACGGUGGAGGAGGUCAUUACGCACUUCGUACCCGAAGACUUCCGUCCACGUGCUUGGGAAGUCACAGAAGUGGCUGAGGUUGAAACCGAGCAACGCGUUAUGGAAAGAAUCGAUGCCGUCCAUAAGACAGAAGUCCAUAUCAUGGAAAGAAGAGACGAAAGGAAAGCCAUUCACGUGCAGGAUAUUCAAGAAAUUAAAGAAUACGAGGACACACGGCAGGCACACACAACACUACGCAAGCGAAAAGAUAGAAAACCAAAGGAUCGCAUUGAAGAUAAACCGCAGGAUAGGGAUGAGGGGGUUCAGGUAGUAGAAAUCGAGGAAAUCCAAGAGAUUGAAAAGGAGAAGAAGAAAGAGGAUAUAAAGGACAUAGAAGAAGAAAUUAUUGUCAUUGAAAGGGAUUCAAAGGGCAGACUGAUUCCAAAAGAAGUAGAUAUUGUGAAAAAAGUAAAAGAGAAAAAAGAGGAAGAGGAAAAAGAGAUAGAAGAAAAGGUAAUAGAGGAGGAAAUAAUUCGCAAGCGUAAACAAUUGAAAGCAAAGAGACCAGCUACCGGUGAGGACGAAAUUCAAUUUGAAGAAGUAGAAGAAUUCGAAAUCAAACGAGAUAAAUUCAUGCCUUCUGUCGUAUUAAACGUACCUGGUCAACUUCAUGAAGUAGUUCCUUUCAGUCGUACCGUUGAACAAGCUCCUGGUAAACCCAAAGUCGAGAAAGCUCAACUAGCUGUGGAUACGGUUAGUGCUCUAACAGAACAUCUACAACCUGUACAAGAAAAAGAAAUUGAUAGCAUUGAUGUUAAAAAACCAAUUGGACAAAAAGCAUCAGUUUCAAUUUCAACCGUGGAACCUUACUCUAUCACGGAAACUAAUACUCAGGCUACGGCUAGCGAAUUUGUAGAUACAUUUAAACCAAGUACUUAUGCGGCGACUCCAGGCGUUACACCGUCCGAAAGUUUGGUAGUAAGCGAAAUAUUAACUAACGAUGCCGAUUUAUCUGAUCUUACGUUGAGUAAACCAGAAGUUUCGAGAAGAGCCGAUACUAGUUUGACGUUACAAGAAGCUGCAACGAUUUCUGAAACAAUAAUUAGUCAGAACGAAGUACCUACGGAAGAUUUUAUUUCGCCACUCGCGGUGAAAGCCGAGGAUAAUUUCUUGCCUCAAGUAGGACUUUCCGUCUACGAGGUUCAAGAAGGUUUAGUAGAAGACAAACUCGUACCUAUCAAAACUAUUCCUACAAAACCUAGGGUGAACGUUACCGCUACCGAACCAUUGAUCAUAGAAGAAGUUUGUGUCGAAGAUAAACCUGGAAAAUAUUAUCCAGAACUGAUAGUACCUACAGAGGUCGCAACACAAUCGGUCAUUGCACAGAGGCAAAGAAUUACAGAAGAAUUACAUGCUCCUGAAAAGGAGGGUGAGUAUGUGCCAGGUAAAUUGCCACCUAGUCAAAAAGCUAAGAUCGGUAUUUCUUAUGACAAUGAGACCGCUAUCGUUCAGCAAAAUCUAAUUCAGGAAAGCGAGGGUAUUUUUGUUCCCGAUCGAAAAGCAGAUACUUUCGAAGCAACGGAUAAAAUCACUUUGUUGGAAGGAGUCACAGUAUCUACCGUUGAUACACAACAGAGAGAAACAGAUCUAAAAGUAGAAGAAAGUAAAACUGUACAAGCGGAUCUGAGCAUUAUCGAAAUUACUUCGGCUACGACAGUCGAAACAAUUACUUCCGAAAAAGAACAAGAUUAUCAGCCAGAUGAAAAGCCAGCUACUAAACUUGCUGAAACAUCAAUCUCUACGUUAGAAAUUGGUUCUGUCAUGAGCACGAUGGUACAAGAAUCAGAGGGACCAUACACUAGCGAUCACAAACCGACAGCAAUUUUAGCGGAAACUUCGAUUAGACCAGAAGAAUAUUUACAGGUAUCUCAAGUUCAAACAGCUGAUUACCCAUCAGAUUUUAAAGAUGAGUUAAAAUACGUAUCGGAAAGUGGCAGCGUAUCUGUGGAGUUAAUAGAAGCUAAAAUGAUACACGAGACUCUUGCGCACGAUAAGGAAUCCAAGUUGGAAGAAGCUGUAAAGCCUGAAGAACGUACAGUUGCAACAUCAUAUGAUGCAAUGCGGGGCAUAGAAGUAUUCCAAACCACUUCGGUAGAAAAGGAAACUGAUUUGAAGAUAUUCGAAUUACCAGAGUCUCAUCGCGGUAAAACUGUACCAACUCAUCCAGUUGUAUCUCUACAAAUUGAGGAAACUCAUCCUGAAGGUAACGUAGGUGAAGUUAUCAAAGAAGUUCCAUCAUCGGCAGUAGCUGCAGUUGGCGCAGUAAGCUUGCAGGAAACAGUAGUAAAAGAAACAAUUCCGGCUGAAGGAUUAACUCCGGUAAAAGAAGACAAAGUUGUUGAUAUGAAAAAAGCUGAAGUAGCAAUCGAUGAAAUCGAAAGCGUUCAUACAACCAUGGUCAUAACUAGUGAAAAAGAAGCUGAAUACACUACAAUAUCUGAUGUCAAAGGCGCAUUUGCUACAACAGAUUUUAUAACACAUAACGCUCCUAUAUCACAGGAAAUAAGAACCGAAUCCCCUACUAAUGAAUUCGUUCCACAGGAGAGACCCGCUUCAAGAACAGCUGAAGAAUCUCGAAUUCCUCUGGAAAGUAUUUACGUAGCGAUACAAGAAACUGCGGAGAAAGAGGAUAUUUAUAAUGCCGAUGUAAAACCAGAACAGAAAGUUGCAAAUGUAGAUUAUACUGAAGCGAAAAGUGGAUUAAGCAUUCUCGAGAUCGUUACGCACGAUAAAGAGAUGACAUAUGCUCCUAUGGAGAAACCUAAGGAUUAUAUCGUUCAAACAUCCAUAACAGGUCAUACCAUAGCAUCACAAUCAGAAACUUUAAUACAACAAUCCACUGGUUCUAUAAUUGACGAGACUCCCAAAACAGGAAAGGCAAUUCAGCAGCAAGAGACUCUAGAAGAACUGAUUGUAACAGAAACGAACAUAGCGGAAACAGAAAAACUAAGAGAUAUAGACGUACGUCCUAUCGAACAAAGCGCAGAUAUAGAAUUUUGUACAAGGCCGGAUACAUUAAUGGUUAGUGAAAUUACGACCAUGUUAAACGAAGAAAAGUUAACGAUCGAAGAAGUACCAAAAGAGCGUAAAAUAGCUAUGAACAUCAGCGCCGCGCACGAAGUAGCAGAAAUGCAAGAAACUAUUAUUGCUAGUAACAUUAAUAUUCUUAAGGAAGAAAAACCGAAAGAAGAAAGUGCAACUCAAAAACAAAGUGGGUUAAAUAUCGUACAACAAACUGAAAUAUCAGUGUCGGAAAAAGAAUCACCAUUACAAGUGGACCUGAAACCAGAAAGCAAAAAAGUUGGAGUGACUUUUGAAGAAGGAGAGGGUCUUGAAAUCGCCAUGAUACAUCCUGAAGAAAAAGAAGGAGAAUUUACUAAGGAUUCUAAACCAAAAGGUGUGGAAGCAAACGUAGAUAUUAUCACACAAAAUGUGGCAUCUAAAUUCGAAAUAAUAAGCGAUACUGAUUUGUCCCAAUUACCGAUUGAACCUGCCAAAACCGCACAGUCGCAAACAACCUUUUUACCGUUUGAAACUACCAUUUCUGAACAAGUUGAAACCAUAGAAAAAGAAGCUCCAUUGUCUGAAAUUCAACCAUCUGAUAGAAAAGCUAAUCUGGAAUUUAUAAUGGGCGAGAGUGUAAUUGUUUCUUCGGUAAUUCCUGGAGAUAAGGAAAGCACUUUACCCAAAGAAGAAAAGCCAGAAUCAAAAUCUGUAAUGCUCGAUAUACCCACACACGUGGUAGCUCAAACAAGUGAAACAACUGCUACAGAUAACAUUGCUGAUUUCAAAAAAGAAGAAGUACUUUCUGCUACAGCUACAACAGAUCACAUUACUUUCCGUAGUUUAAUCACGUCGGAAAUAUCAACCGGUGAUUUAGAACAACCUCUUCCAACGUUCAUCAAACCAGAGAAUAAAAAAGUUAAUAUUACUUUCGACGAAGAUUACGGAGUCAGUAUAUUAGAAACUAUAACAUCUGAUAAAGAAAAGGAUUAUACACCGGCAGCACCUAUCGAAGGUGAGAAAGCAGUAGCUGCUUUCGAUGCUCAUAAAGUUGCUCAACAGAUAGAAAUUACAACAGCCACUCAUCCAGGAAUUUUAGAUAUUUCAGCUCUUACUACUGCAGCCGCCAAGGAAGAACAUUUACCCUUUGAAAGUAUUAUUCAGAUCGAAACAAUUAUCUCAGAGACUGAGAAAAAAUUUCAAGAAAAACCUGUUAUAGGUAAUAAAGCGGAAGUAGGAAUAAAUGAAUUAUUUUCUGUAACAGAAAGUACAGAAAUUGCGGCACACAAAGAAGCUAUUCUUGAAAUUCCUGAGAAACCAGUCGAAAAGAAGGCUGGUAUUCAAAUAGUUGGUCAUCCAAUCGCUGAAAAAGAAGAAAUUACUGUAGAUCUGAGUGUGGGAAAAGUUGAAGAUUCAAAAGCAUUAUCAGUUAUUGCAACACCUUCGAAUGUUCCUUUGGAAACAAUAGUAACAUCAGAGAUACAAGCAACUGAAUCUGAAGCACCAUUCUCCAGAGAUAAAUUACCUAUUCAAGCAACAGCAGAUCUAGCUCUAGUAGAGGAAAAAAGUAUACAAAUAUCUACAGUUAUUACCGAAGAUAAAGAAAGUGAAUACAAGCCAGGAGAAAUUCCUGAAGUUAGAAAAGCAGGAAAAACUUAUGCGGAGGGUCAUGCGGUAGCUGAAACGAUGAUACAAAUUGUAGACUAUACUACCGCAGAAUUAAUUAAAGAAAAACUAUCUACGUCAACGGUGAAAUCGGAACACAUACCUUUGAUACCGCUAAUCGAAUCACAACCAACCGUUCAAGAAAGUGAAGAUCAAUUCUUACCAACAUUAAUACCAGAAAAUAAAACUGCGAACGUAGGUUUAGAAUAUGAUAGAACAAGUGUCACCAUAUCUCAAGUGACAACCGUUGAAAAAGAAUCUAUUUAUGUGCCUGAAGAACAACCAUCGAAGCAUUCAGCUUUUCCUGGAAUAGAUUUAAUUCAUGGAAUCGCAGAAACAACUACGAUAACUACUGAAGAUUCCAUUGGUGAAGUCCAUAUAAAGAAACCAGAUGCAAAAACUGCAAUCGCUACACAGGAAAUGCAACAAAGUUUAUUAAUAACUCAGGAUAUCCCUCAAGAUCAAGAAGCACCCUUCGAAGGAAAAUUCAAACCAACGCCUCACGAAAUUCAUACGUCUAUAGAAGAAGGUAAACGCGUUACAACUGUUAUGGAAGUCAAUAUAUCGGACAAAGAAGAUACCCUUACCACUUUUCGAGAUAGAAGUCAAGAAGCUAUGCCAGUUAUUACUACAGGACACGAAGUUGCUGAAAAGAUUGAAAUUGUAACUGAUUUGAGCACAGGUAAAUUGGACAUAAUUAAAGCGCCAUCAGCAACCGCUCACAUCGAGCAAAAGCCUUACGAAACGAUUCAAUUGACUGAAGAGAUUUUAGGCGAGAAAGAAAUAGACAGUGUAGAGAAAGUGCCAUUAACAUCGACUAAAGCACGUGUUGCUCUAGAUGAUAAUAGAUUCAUAGCAAUCACAGAAACUACUAUUACACAAGACGUGGAAUCAGAACUUCUUCUGGAAAAGAAGCCUUCAGAAAAAAUGGCAAUACCUAUGUUAGAUGCUAAAGAAGUUGCGGAACAUCUUGAAGUCAACUUGCGUGAAGGUCUUGGUACAUUACCCAAAGCAACUAAACCAGCUGUAUCGGAAGCACAUUCUACUCAAUCUAUUUUAGAAUCUAUAAAGAUCAACGAAACAAUUCCCCAAGAACAAAGUGCUGUAUUUUCAGAUAAAUUAGAAUUCGAUAAACAUAGUGCGGAAAUUGGUUUUGUCGAAGAAAAAAGUAUAAUAAUUGACACUGUAUUAACACAAGAUAAGGAAGAUAUCAUGACAAUACCAGAAUAUACGCAUAGUACUGCACAAGUGAAAUUAACGAAAAUUGGAAUGGAUGUUGCUGAAACAUCGGAAUUGUUAAUAGAACAAAGUACUGGUUCUGUGAAACCAUUUGAGAAAACUGAAGUGAAAGCCCACUCAAAACAAGAUACAUUAGAGCCACUAAUUAUUGAAGAUAUUCCUAGCGCAGAAAGUGAAGGUUUCUUCGAUAAAUAUCCUAAAACAAUUUCUAGUACCGCCAAUACCGUAUUUGAAGAGGGUCACAGUAUUUCGGUUACCGAAGUUACUUCGGCUGAGCUAGAAACAUCUUUACAAACAAAAGAACUUGCCUCGUCACAAACAGCUUCUUCUACAGUCAUUACAGAACAUGGUACGAUUGAAACAACGCUCGUAGAAUCGCAAGUUAAUAUUCCUGAAAAAGACAUCGAUCGAGGUGUGACACCACAAAAAGCAACAGCCCAUCAUGAUACAUUUGAAAGUAUUAUCGUAGAACAGAAUUUGGUCGAAGAAAGUGAGAAAACCUUUGAAGGUACUUUUAAACCAUCGAUGCAAAAAGCAGACAUCGAUUUCCAACAGAUCAAAUCUUUGCAGAUUUCUGAAAUUAUUACCGAAGAUAAAGAAGAUGUGUUUAAUGUCGUUCCUAAGCGACAAGAAGUACAAGCUACAACUGAAAUUGGACUAUUUGAGACGGUACAAAAAUCUUUAGUAGAAGGUAUGCAAAGUGUAGAAGAGAUUCGCAAAGAACAACCAAUUUCCUCUCAAGCAAAUUUAUCACAAAUUCCUAUCGAAGCUAUUAUUGAAACGGAAACAACAUUAGGUGAACGAGAAGAUACAUUCGAAGGAAAAGAUUUUAAACCAACUGAACAGAAAGGAAAAACUCAUUUGGAAGGUUUAAGUACGGUUACAGUUACUGAAAUUAUUUCCAAUGAGACCGAAGAGAUUUUGCCUGCAUCAACCGUUCCAAAAGAACAACAAGCACUUGCAAACUUGUUAAGUAAAGAGGCUAUUGAAACCUUACAGGUUGUAACUAUAGGAAGUGCUGAAGACAUAACGGAACAUAUUAAAUUCGAAGAAAAACAAACAAAAGUGGAAGUUGAAGAAUUGUCAAGUGUAUCCGUUUCUGAGAUAAUCUUAAAUGAAACAGAAGAUGUAUUAUUACAGAAAGAAGUUCCAAAGGAUCAAACAGCUCACUUAAAUAUUUCCGGUAGAGAAGUAGCUGAAACAACCGAGGUAAUGACUAGCACCGAAACGCAAAAUCUAAGUACAAAAGUACCGAAAGAAGAAAAAGGUAAACCUGGUUUGGAGGAAUUAACGCCUUUAACUGUAUCACAAAUAGUUUCAAACGAAGCUGAAAUAACUUUGCCUACUGCAGAAAUACCUUCGGAAAAGGUCGCUCAAUCUAGUUUACUUGGUAGAGAUAUCGCUGAAACUAGUCAAGUAUUUACUAUGACAAGCGCCGAGCAGUUAAUAUCAUCCCAAGAGCCUGAAAAGUAUAAAGGUAAACCAGGUUUAGAAGAGUUAUCUUCAUUAACAAUAUCCCAAAUAAUAUCUCACGAAGUAGAAGAAACAAUGCCUAGUCCAGAAGUUCCUACUGAAAGAGAGGCACAAGCAAAUAUUCUUGGUCGAGAUGUAGCCCAAACGAUGCAAGUGAUGACUGUGUCCACUACAGAACAAUUGGUUGAGUCCAAAAUACCCGAUGAACAAAAAGGAUAUCCAAGUUUUGAAGAAUUAUCACCUCUAACCAUUUCGCAAAUAUUAUCUAACGAAAUGGAAGACGUAUUGGCGGUAACAGAAAAACCUGCUAAAAAAACAGCACAACCAAGUUUAUUUGGCAGAGAUGUGGCAGAAACAAGUCAAGUAUUAACCAUGACAAAUGCAGAAGAAUUUUCUAAAUUAAUUAAGCCUGAAGAACAGAAAGGAAAACCUCAGUUAGAGGAAUUGUCUUCUGUAUUAGUGUCCCAAGUAGUUUCUCAUGAAACUGAAGAUGUCUUACCAAGUCCAGAACUGCCACAUAAAUUUACGGCAAUAUCUUUAUUCUCCGGCAGAGAAGUUGCCGAAACCAGUCAAGUGUUAUCCGUAAGUAACGUCGAAGAAAUGGAAAAACCUGAAAUACCGAAAGAACAGAAAGGUAAACCUUAUUUAGAAGAAUUAACAUCAGUAUCCGUUUGUCAAAUAAUCUCAAAUGAAUCAGAGGAAAUUUUAAUAAGUCCAGAAAAACCUGAUCAAAAGAUAGCAAAACCAAAAUUACUUACCAGAGAAGUUGCCGAAAAAACUGAAAUUUUAACGCUCUCUAAUGUAGAAGAAAUGCCAAAACUUGAGAAACCUGAAAGUCAGAAAAGAAAACCGGAAGUAGAUGAAUUAAGUUCGCUCGUAGUCUCUGAAGUUAUUUUCAGUGAAACAGAGAAAACUUUGCCAAACCCAGAUGUACCCACGCAACGUAAAGCUUUUCCAAAUAUGUUAAGUAUCGAGGCCGCAGAAAUAUCUGAAGUAUUGACAGUAACAAAUGUAGAUCAAUUAGAGAAGCCAAAACUACCAGAAGAACAAAAAGGUAGACUACAAUUAGAGGAACUAAGUUCACUGUCAAUAUCAGAAGUUGCAACCAACGAAAUAGAGAAAGGCCUUCCAACUCCAGAAGAACCAACGAAACAAACUGCUCAACCUAGUUUGUUUGGCAUACAAGUUGCUCAAAAAUCUCAAGUAAUAGCAUCGUUAACGACAGAAAGUCUUGCUGAGACGACUAUACCAGAGACUAAAACUAUAAUACCUGAACAGAUACCUUAUGAAAGUUUCGAAGAGAUGCAAAUGGUCCCACAGGAAAGUGAACAUAAUCUUGUUAUCGACAAAACCAUGUCAUUGGCAACAGCUGAGGUUACUUUUCGAACGUCCGAAAGUUUUGAAGUAACUCAAAUUAUGACAACUGAAAAAGAAAGUAAACAAGAAGUUAAAGAAAUGAUAAAGGAAGUUAGUGCAUUGCCUGAUGUUGUGAAAACAGAAGUUGCUGUAAAAACUGAAAUUCUUGUUGAAGAUACAGCUCCGGAAUUUAAAAUUAUAAAACCAGAAAGUAAAAAAGCACAUGAACUUGAGGAACCCAAGAAAAGUAUUAUUGUCACAGAAUUGGAAAAUGUUGGAGAAUGUGAAUCAGUCUUGCUCGAAUCCAUUAUGCCAUUUACAAAGGUAGCAAAUGUCUCAAUUGAAGCUGAUCGUCUGAAAAAUGUAAUAGAAACAAAAGAAGCACCAGUGCAACAUGACACCACAAUCACAUUAUCACACAAAACAAAACACGAUAUAACACAACCAUCGUUUGAAUCUGAUACUGAGGUGACAGAAGAAUACACAACGAAAUUUAGGCGUGGCAGCAAGGACGAAGAUACUGCAGCUAUUAAAACAAAGAAAACAAUUAUACGAAAGAAAAAGCCAUUGGGAAAAGAAGACAAUGUUGUCGUUAUCGAAGAAGAAUUAGAAAAUAUUAAAUCAACCUUACCACAAAUACCGAAAAAACAAUUUAUGUCAAUAGAAGAAAUAACAGACAUUGUAGACGAGGAAGAAAUAAUACCAACAAAAAUAGAAGAAAUAGAGGAUACUCCACUUGAGGAAUACAAAAAACAGGAUCAGCAAAGGAAAGUACCCAAACGAAAAGAGAAGAAAGAACACUUCAUAGAAGAAGUAACGACAGAAAAACCAAUAGAAAAACUGUUUAGGACAGCUACUGAAAGAAAACAAGAAGAGGAAACAAUAGAGGAAAUAAUUCUGACCAAACCAAAAACGAAGAGAGUAAGCGAGACCACUGAAAUUGCAAGGGGCAUAAAAGUAGCACAAACAAUACCAGAAGAAGAAACGAAAGAAAUUCCGGAAGAAAUAAUAGAAGUCGUCGACACUCCAACAAAAAAAGUAAUAAAAAAGAAAAAAACUAAGAAGGGACAACAUACAGUUAUAACACAAGAAACUGUACAAAAAACAGCAGAUGAGACAAAGAUCAUGGAGGAUCAGAAGAUAAUUGAAAUUACUGAGACACCAUUUAAGAAGGUAAUCAAAAAGAAAAAGACACGAAUCACUGAGGCUGGUGUACCUGAGGAAGUAGUGGAAGAGAUCGUUAUUGAAAAACCAAAGGAAGAGCAAGCCAAGCUAAUUCUGGAAGAGUUAGCAAGAGCUAAGGAAGAAAUGACAGAAGUGAUCGAAGUAACAGAAACACCGACUACGAAAAUAAUAAAACGGAAAAAGAAGCCAACCAAGAAAGGUGAGGCAACUGUGAUAACAGAAGAGAUUAUACAGAAAACUGGAGAUGAAGCCAAGAUCAUGGAGGAACAGCAGAUCGUGGAAAUUACUGAGACGCCAUUGAAGAAGGUAAUCAAAAAGAAGAAGACACGAAUCACUGAGGCUGGUGUACCUGAGGAAGUAGUCGAAGAGAUCGUUAUUGAAAAACCAAAGGAAGAGCAAGCCAAGCCAAUUCUAGAAGAGUUAGAAAGGGCUAAAGAAGAAAAGCCAGAAGUGAUCGAAGUAACAGAAACACCGACUACGAAAAUAAUAAAACGGAAAAAGAAGCCAACCAAGAAAGGUGAGGCAACUGUGAUAACAGAAGAGAUUAUACAGAAAACUGGAGAUGAAGCCAAGAUCAUGGAGGAACAGCAGAUCGUGGAAAUUACUGAGACGCCAUUGAAGAAGGUAAUCAAAAAGAAGAAGACACGAAUCACUGAGGCUGGUGUACCUGAGGAAGUAGUCGAAGAGAUCGUUAUUGAAAAACCAAAGGAAGAGCAAGCCAAGCCAAUUCUGGAAGAGUUAGAAAGGGCUGAAGAAGAAAAGCCAGAAGUGAUCGAAGUAACAGAAACACCAACAACGAAAAUAAUAAAAAGGAAAAAGAAACCAACCAAAAAAGGUGAGGCAACUGUGAUAACAGAAGAGAUUAUGCAGAAAACUGGAGAUGAAGCCAAGAUCAUGGAGGAACAGCAGAUCGUGGAAAUUACUGAGACGCCAUUGAAGAAGGUAAUCAAAAAGAAGAAGACACGAAUCACUGAGGCUGGUGUACCUGAGGAAGUAGUCGAAGAGAUCGUUAUUGAAAAACCAAAGGAAGAGCAAGCCAAGCCAAUUCUAGAAGAGUUAGAAAGGGCUAAAGAAGAAAAGCCAGAAGUGAUCGAAGUAACAGAAACACCAACAACGAAAAUAAUAAAAAGGAAAAAGAGGCCAACCAAAAAAGGUGAGGCAACUGUGAUAACAGAAGAGAUUAUACAGAAAACUGGAGAUGAAGCCAAGAUCAUGGAGGAACAGCAGAUCGUGGAAAUUACUGAGACGCCAUUGAAGAAGGUAAUCAAAAAGAAGAAGACACGAAUCACUGAGGCUGGUGUACCUGAGGAAGUAGUCGAAGAGAUCGUUAUUGAAAAACCAAAGGAAGAGCAAGCCAAGCCAAUUCUAGAAGAGUUAGAAAGGGCUAAAGAAGAAAAGCCAGAAGUGAUCGAAGUAACAGAAACACCGACUACGAAAAUAAUAAAACGGAAAAAGAAGCCAACCAAGAAAGGUGAGGCAACUGUGAUAACAGAAGAGAUUAUACAGAAAACUGGAGAUGAAGCCAAGAUCAUGGAGGAACAGCAGAUCGUGGAAAUUACUGAGACGCCAUUGAAGAAGGUAAUCAAAAAGAAGAAGACACGAAUCACUGAGGCGGGUGUACCUGAGGAAGUAGUCGAAGAGAUCGUUAUUGAAAAGCCAAAGGAAGAGCAAGCCAAGCCAAUUCUAGAAGAGUUAGAAAGGGCUAAAGAAGAAAAGCCAGAAGUGAUCGAAGUAACAGAAACACCGACUACGAAAAUAAUAAAACGGAAAAAGAAGCCAACCAAGAAAGGUGAGGCAACUGUGAUAACAGAAGAGAUUAUACAGAAAACUGGAGAUGAAGCCAAGAUCAUGGAGGAACAGCAGAUCGUGGAAAUUACUGAGACGCCAUUGAAGAAGGUAAUCAAAAAGAAGAAGACACGAAUCACUGAGGCUGGUGUACCUGAGGAAGUAGUCGAAGAGAUCGUUAUUGAAAAACCAAAGGAAGAGCAAGCCAAGCCAAUUCUAGAAGAGUUAGAAAGGGCUAAAGAAGAAAAGCCAGAAGUGAUCGAAGUAACAGAAACACCGACUACGAAAAUAAUAAAACGGAAAAAGAAGCCAACCAAGAAAGGUGAGGCAACUGUGAUAACAGAAGAGAUUAUACAGAAAACUGGAGAUGAAGCCAAGAUCAUGGAGGAACAGCAGAUCGUGGAAAUUACUGAGACGCCAUUGAAGAAGGUAAUCAAAAAGAAGAAGACACGAAUCACUGAGGCGGGUGUACCUGAGGAAGUAGUCGAAGAGAUCGUUAUUGAAAAGCCAAAGGAAGAGCAAGCCAAGCCAAUUCUAGAAGAGUUAGAAAGGGCUAAAGAAGAAAAGCCAGAAGUGAUCGAAGUAACAGAAACACCGACUACGAAAAUAAUAAAACGGAAAAAGAAGCCAACCAAGAAAGGUGAGGCAACUGUGAUAACAGAAGAGAUUAUACAGAAAACUGGAGAUGAAGCCAAGAUCAUGGAGGAACAGCAGAUCGUGGAAAUUACUGAGACGCCAUUGAAGAAGGUAAUCAAAAAGAAAAAGACACGAAUCACUGAGACUGGUGUACCUGAGGAUGUAGUGGAAGAGAUUGUUGUAGAAAAACCGAAGGAUGAACAGCUUAUACCUUCUACUCAUAUAGACGAAACUGUAAAAAUUUCCGAAGUUCCAAUUACAGAAUCUGUUGAUAUAGAGGCAGUGAUGCCAGCAGAUAAAGAACUGGAUGAAGUGGCUCAUUUGAAGAAGAAAAAGAAGAAAAUUCCUAAGAAGUAUGAAACUGAUUCGAUAGAGGCAGAAUAUGAAAAACCAAGUUUAGAACCAUUGCAUGAGAAAAUUGAGAGUGUUCCAAGGAAGAAGAAAGAAAAGAAACCGCUUUCUCCAGAGUUACAGAAAUUAAUACCACAAAGAAUAGAAAGGAAAGAAAUAAAACCAACAAAACUACAAUAUUCGAAACCUGAAGAUGUUAUUCAAAUCGGUACAGUAAAAUUGCGGAAGGUUGUAGUACCAAAGAAGAAGGAACCUAAAAUUACAAAAAUUCCAAAAAUAUUAUUACGCAGUAGAAUCACAUUUAUAGGUGAUUAUCCACCUGAGUUGCAAAAACCAAAACUUACACUUCUUGAAGAGAAUCCUAUUCAAGUUGGUAUUCUUUCAAGAAACACUGAAGAAGCACUUAAAGUAUUGAAGAAAAAGAUUAGAAAACCUAAGUUGCCGGAGAAAGAAAUAACGGAAUUAGAGAAACUGGAUCAGGAAUUUGAAAAAUUGAAAGAAAUUCCUUUAGAGGAAAUAGAAGAUAAAUCGAUAUAUGAACGUAAGCCUAAGAAAAAGAUAGGAAAACCAGAGGAACCACAAAAAUUGGUCAUACAAAAAGGUAAGAUUCCUGCACAGGAAGAACCACAAUCCGAAGAAAUUAAAUUAAAGAAAGUGCCUUCUAAAGAAGUAGAAGGAAUCGAAGAAACUCCGAAGAAACCUGUAAGAAAAGACAAAGACACAACAGAAUCUAAAGAAACGAAACGAAAACCCAAGACAAAACUUGAGCAGGAAGAAUUUAAACCUACUGACUUUGAUAGACCGGAGCUUGAAAAGUAUGUACCCGAAGAGAUUGAAAAACCAGAAGAAGCUAAACCUGAGCCGACACCAAAACCUUAUAUUAAGGAAGAACGAAAGAAACCUGAUCAAGAAAUCGAACAAAUUCCAUUAAUCCCAGGAAAACCAAAAUCUCCAGAACCCACAGAAGAACCUGAAGUAAAGUUCCGAAUACCACAAAAAGAAAAACCUGAGGAAGAACCAGAAACUAUAAUUUUAAAAGGUUGGAAGAAAGAAAAACCAGAAGAUGAAGGUCCGGAAAAAUUCUUGAGUAUACAAGUCGAAACUCUUCCUGAACUUCCAAAAGAUGAAACAGAUGAAGGUGUGACACUACCUAAAAUGAAGUUGAAAAAACCUAAGAAAAAGCCUAUUUCAGAUGAUGCACAGUUGCUAGAACAGAUUCCUAGCCAAGAAGCAAGUCCAGAAGAUAUUAUAGUCACCUUAGAUAAACUUGAAGACCUUGAGAAAGAAGAAGAAAUUAGUGUUCCAGAAGAAGUAAAAGAAAAGCCUGUCACAAAAAAGAAGAAAAAGAAGAUCCCUAAAAAAGAUGAUAUAGAAGAGUGGGUAGAACCAGAAUAUGAAAGACCUGUAUUGGAACCUAUGCCAGAAAAGAUACAAUGGGAACCAACAAAGAAAAAGAAAGAGAAGAAACCACUACCUCCAGAGCUCCAAAAAUUAGUGCCACAAAAAAUAGAAAGAAAGGAAAUAAAACCAACGAAAUUAAAAUACAUGGAGCCACAAGAUGUUGUACAAUUCGGUUCAAUAAAAUUGAAAAAAGUAGCAAUACCAAAGAAAAAAGAUACUACUGUGGCAAAAAUUCCAAAGAUCUUAUUACGCAGUUGGAUCACAUUUAUUGGUGAUUAUCCACCAGAGUUACAAAAGCCGAAACUUACACUUCUUGAAGAGAAUCCUAUUCAAGUUGGUAUUCUUUCAAGAAACACUGAAGAAGCACUUAAAGUAUUGAAGAAAAAGAUUAGAAAACCUAAGUUGCCGGAGAAAGAAAUAACGGAAUUAGAGAAACUGGAUCAGGAAUUUGAAAAAUUGAAAGAAAUUCCUUUAGAGGAAAUAGAAGAUAAAUCGAUAUAUGAACGUAAGCCUAAGAAAAAGAUAGGAAAACCAGAGGAACCACAAAAAUUGGUCAUACAAAAAGGUAAGAUUCCUGCACAGGAAGAACCACAAUCUGAAGAAAUUAAAUUAAAGAAAGUGCCUUCUAAAGAAGUAGAAGGAAUCGAAGAAACUCCGAAGAAACCUGUAAGAAAAGACAAAGACACAACAGAAUCUAAAGAAACGAAACGAAAACCCAAGACAAAACUUGAGCAGGAAGAAUUUAAACCUACUGACUUUGAUAGACCGGAGCUUGAAAAGUAUGUACCCGAAGAGAUUGAAAAACCAGAAGAAGCUAAACCUGAGCCGACACCAAAACCUUAUAUUAAGGAAGAACGAAAGAAACCUGAUCAAGAAAUCGAACAAAUCCCAUUAAUCCCAGGAAAACCAAAAUCUCCAGAGUCCAAAGAAGAACCUGAAAUAAAGUUCCGAAUACCACAAAAAGAAAAACCUGUGGAAGAACCAGAAACUAUAAUUUUAAAAGGUUGGAAGAAAGAAAAACCAGAAGAUGAAGGUUCGGAGAAAUUCCUGAAUAUACAAGCCGAAACUCUUCCUGAACUUCCGAAAGAUGAAACAGAUGGAGAUGUAGCACUACGUAAAACGAAGAUUAAAAAACCUAAGAAAAAAGCUGUCCCGGAAGAAACAGUUGAUAAGACAAAACUGGAUUUACUUCCAGACAAAGAAGAAGAAACUGUCGUUAUGAUAGAGAAAAUUCCUAUUAAAGAAAUUGAACAAGUGGAAGGUAUGACUACAGAAGAAGUUGUAGAAAAGGUAGUGGUAAGGAAGAAAAAGAAAAAGAUUGACGAUUUGUCAGAAAAGCAAGAAAAAGUAAAUGGCAUCCCGUUAGGUAAGGAUGAAAUAAUGGAAGUUGCAGAUAUUAUCACUUUAGUGGAACAUAAAGACACGUCAAAUAAAGACAAAACUAUACUACCCUUAACAGCUUUAACUGAUGAUAUCGAAGACACUACACCAGAAACACAUGAUAGGCCAAAAUACACAAGACCGUUAAAACCUAAAACUGAUGAAAUCGUAUCAGAAGAUAUUGUAGAGAAGACAACAGAAGAGGAAAUUCAGAAAGAAAUUAUCGAAGAAACUCCUACUAAGAAAGUUGUUAAAAAGAAGAAAAAACCACAGAAAAUAACUGAUGAAGUCACAGAGGAAAUCGUUGAAGAACUAAUAAUAGAAAAACCAAAGAAAGAAAAAGUUCAACCAGUCACAGAUGUAAUGGAAAGUGCUCAAAUUACAAAAAUUAAAAUAGAAGCUCCUCAAACAAAAGAAGAAACUCUUAUCAUAGAGGAAGAGGAAAUAAUAGAAAGCCCAACGCGUAAAGUCAUAAGAAAGAAAAUUAAACCAAAAUCAAAAGAAAAAGAAGGACAAGUUAUUGAAGAGAUUAUAGAAAAACCGUUAGAAAAGAUAUCAAUGAUGGAACAGAAAGAUAUUGUGGAAAUUGUAGAAACACCUUCGAAAAAAAUCAUUAGGAAGAAAACAACUGUUAUAAAAGACGAUGGUAUUCCAGAGGAAGUGAUAGAAGAAUUUAUUAUAGAAAAACCAAAGGAGGAAAAAGCUAAGUCAAUCAUAGAAGAAGAAAAGAAACCUUUAGAAAAAAUAAUUGAAGUCAUUGAAACUCCAACAAUGAAAAUAAUUAAAAAGCAGAAACCAGCAAAAAAAGAUCAGCCAAUCGUCGUUGCCCAAGAAGUAAUAGAAAAAACAGCUGAUGAAGCCAAAAUUAUGGAGGAACAACAGAUAGUAGAGAUCACUGAAACACCAUCAAAAAAAAUAAUAAAAAAGAAAAAGAGCACGAUCACAGAGUCUGGAAUACCUGAAGAACGAAUUGAAGAGAUCGUUAUAGAAAAACCUAUCACUGCAAAAGCAUUAGAGGAAAUCGUAUCAAAGGAUGGUAUACAAAUAACAGAAAUAAUAACGGGGUCUUAUAUAAAAGAGCUACCACAGCAAGAAACAAUUUUCCCAGAGGAAACAACGCAAACUGAGCUUAAGGAGGAAAAAGUCAAAGUAACUGAUAUUACUAUUAAGAAUGCACCAAAGGAAAAGAAGAAAAUAGAUGAUAUUCAAGAACAAAUAGUAGAGGAACGGGUUGAAGAAAUAGUUUCGAAAAAACCAAAAAAGGAAAAAAUCUCUCCGACCAUUACAACAGAAGACAGCAUACAAGUAACCGAAACAAUAUCAGAAGAUACGACGCAACAAAUUCCAAAAUUAAAAGUUAAGAAAGAUGUUGCAAAAGUAGAAGAAACUAUGGAAGAAAAGAUUAUAGUGGAUAAGGUUUUGGUAAUGAAGGCUCCAAAGGAAACACAAGAAGAUAUAUCAGAAAUUAGUGAAGUUCCACUUCAAACAGAAAAACCAAAGGAAGAGCAAGCUUCUAUUAUUGAAGAAGAAGCAGAAGAAAUUGUAAAGACUACAAAAGUUUCUAGUAAAAAAGCACCCAAGAAAUCGAAAGUUAAAGAAAUAAAAGAACAACCAGAGGAAGCAAUAGAAGAUAUUCCUUCUGUAGAAAUGCCCAAGAAAAAAGCUGAAAAAAUACUCCCUAUUCCAUUAGAUGAAAAGAAAGCCAUGGAAAAAGAAGAAGAAAAACCGGAGGAAAUAAUUCAGGAAAUAGAGUUGAAGAAAGCAAAAUCAAAGAAAGCAACGCCUGAAGUUAUUCCUAUAGAAGGUAUUCAGGUCACUGAAGUAAUGACAGAAAUAACUUCACAAGAAUUACCUGAAGAACAAGUGCCAACAGAUCAAGCUCGUCCAAUAUUGAAAAUUGAGGAAAAAAUGAAAGUGACGAAAACACAUGUUCAAAAGUUCCCCAAGAAGCAGAUAGAAGAACAAAAAGAGGAUACUGUAGAAGAACUUAAAGUAGAUGAACGAAUCGAAGAAAAACCAAAAACAACAAUCAUAACGCAAGAAGGUAUUCAAACAACAGAAGUGAUUACGGAUACAAACGUAAGUGAAAUACCAACAGAAGAGAAAGCAAAGAGAGAAACAGGACUUUCGAUCGAAGAAACACCAAAGAAAAAGCCUGAAGUAACACAAGUUUCUGUUAAAAAGGCACCUAAAAAGAAAAUUUCACUACCCGAGGAACAAGAAAAACCAGAAAUAGUUGAGGAACUUCAAGAACAGAAACCUGUAGAGAUUGAAUCAGUGCCUACAAUCGAAGAAAAGCAUGAAAUUACGGAAAAAUUAAAGAAGAAACGCGUAAGUAAACCGGAUAUUACUUCUAUUAAAGAAGAUUUCCCUAAAUCAGCCGAUAAAGGAGAUGUAACAGUUCAACCAGAAAAACCUAAAGAGAUUAAGAAAGAAGAAGAAAAGAGUGUAUUGGAAGAAGUAAAGGAGAAACCUGUCGCAAAAAAGAAGAAAAAGAAGAUCCCUAAAAAAGAUGAAAUAGAAGAGUGGGUAGAACCAGAAUAUGAAAGACCUGUGUUGGAACCUAUGCCAGAAAAAAUACAAUGGGAACCAACAAAGAAAAAGAAAGAGAAGAAACCACUACCUCCAGAGCUCCAAAAAUUAGUACCACAAAAAAUAGAAAGAAAGGAAAUAAAGCCAACGAAAUUAAAAUACAUGGAACCACAAGAUGUUGUACAAUUCGGUUCAAUAAAACUGAAAAAAGUAGAAAUAUCAAAGAAAAAAGAAGCUGAAGUUGCAAAAAUACCAAAGGUUUUAUUGCGUAGUAGGAUAACAUUUAUUAAUGACUAUCCACCUGAAUUGCAAAAGCCAAAAAUAACACUUCUUGAGGAAAAUCCUGUUCAGGUUGGUAUUCUCUCUAGAAAUACAGAAGAAGCAUUAAAGAUAUUAAAAAUAAAGUAUAAAAAACCUAAAUUACCAGAAAAAGAAAUAACGGAAUUAGAGAAAUUGGAUAAGGAAUUUGAAGAAUUAAAGGAGGUUCCUUUAGAGGAAAUAGAAGAUAAGUCAGUAUAUGAACGUAAGCCUAAGAAAAAGAUGGAAAAACCAGAGGAACCACAAAAAUUGGUCAUACAAAAAGGUAAGAUUCCUGCACAGGAAGAACCACAAUCCGAAGAAGUUAAAUUAAAGAAAGUACCCUCUAAAGAAGUAGAAGAAAUCGAGGAAACCCCAAAGAAACCGGUAAAAGAAGACAUAGAAAUAGAGGAACCUAAGAAAAAGAAACGAAAGCCCAAAAUGAAACUUGAACACGAAGAAUUUAAACCUACUGAAUUUGACAGGCCAGAACUUGAGAAGUAUGUUCCCGAAGAAGUUGAAAAACCAGAAGAGCCUAAACCAGAACCUACACCAAAACCUUAUGUUAAGGAGGAACGAAAGAAACCUGAUCAAGAAAUCGAACAAAUUCCAUUAAUUCCAGGAAAACCGAAAUCUCCAGAGCCGGAAGAAGAACCGGAAAUAAAGUUCCGAAUACCACAAAAAGAAAAACCUGAGGAAGAACCAGAAACUAUAAUUUUAAAAGGUUGGAAGAAAGAAAAACCAGAAGAUGAAGGUACAGAAGAAUUCCCCAGCAAAGAACAAGAAACUGUUCCUAAAUUGCCUGAAGACGAAACAGAAGAAAUUAUCUUAAAGCCUAAAAUGAAGUUAAAGAAACCUAAAAAGAAGGAGGCAGAAGAAAAACCACAGGAGGAAAUAAUGAUUAAAAAACCUGUUGUUGUCAAAGAGGGAAAAGAAGAGGUAAUAGAGGAAGUUACUUUGAAGAAAAAACCAAAGAAAGAACCGGUUCCUGAAGAAGUAACUGAAGAAGUUAUUUUGAAAAAAUUAGAACCUAAAAAAGAAGAGAAGGCUCCUGAAGAGAUAACUGAAGAAGUGGCCAUAAAGAAAAAACCAAAGAAGAAGCCCGUAACUGAAGAAGCAGCGGAUGAGGUUACGGUCAAGAAGCCUGUUGUUGUGGAAGAGGAAAAAGAAAAAGUAGUAGAAGAAAUUACGUUAAAGAAAAAACCAAAGGAAGAGCCAGUUCCUGAAGAAGUAACUGAAGAAGUUGUCUUGAAAAAAUCAGAACCUAAAAAAGAAGAGAAGGCUCCUGAAGAGAUAACUGAAGAAGUGGCCAUAAAGAAAAAACCAAAGAAGAAGCCCGUAACUGAAGAAGCAGCGGAUGAGGUUACGGUCAAGAAGCCUGUUGUUGUGGAAAAGGAAAAAGAAGAAGUAGUAGAAGAAAUUAUGUUAAAGAAAAAGCCAAAGGAAGAGCCAGUUCCUGAAGAAGUAACUGAAGAAGUUGUCUUGAAAAAACCAGAAGCUAAAAAAGAAGAGAAGGCUCCUGAAGAGAUAACUGAAGAAGUGGCCAUAAAGAAAAAACCAAAGAAGAAGCCCGUAACUGAAGAAGCAGCGGAUGAGGUUACGAUCAAGAAGCCUGUUGUUGUAGAAGAAGAAAAAGAAGAAGUAGUAGAAGAAAUUACGUUAAAGAAAAAACCAAGGAAAGAGCCAGUUCCUGAAGAAGUAACUGAAGAAGUUGUCUUGAAAAAACCAGAAGCUAAAAAAGAAGAGAAGGCUCCUGAAGAGAUAACUGAAGAAGUGGCCAUAAAGAAAAAACCAAAGAAGAAGCCCGUAACUGAAGAAGCAGCGGAUGAGGUUACGAUCAAGAAGCCUGUUGUUGUGGAAGAGGAAAAAGAAGUAGUAGAAGAAAUUACGUUAAAGAAAAAACCAAAGAAGGAGCCAGUUCCUGAAGAAAUAACUGAAGAAGUUGUCUUGAAAAAACCAGAACCUAAAAAAGAAGAAAAGGCUCCUGAAGAGAUAACUGAAGAAGUGGCCAUAAAGAAAAAACCAAAGAAGAAGCCCGUAACUGAAGAAGCAGCGGAUGAAGUUACGAUCAAGAAGCCUGUUGUUGUGGAAGAGGAAAAAGAAGAAGUAGUAGAAGAAAUUACGUUAAAGAAAAAACCAAAGAAGGAGCCAGUUCCUGAAGAAAUAACUGAAGAAGUUGUCUUGAAAAAACCAGAACCUAAAAAAGAAGAAAAGGCUCCUGAAGAGAUAACUGAAGAAGUGGCCAUAAAGAAAAAAUCAAAGAAGAAGCCCGUAAUUGAAGAAGCAGCGGAUGAGGUUACGAUCAAGAAGCCUGUUGUUGUGGAAGAGGAAAAAGAAGAAGUAGUAGAAGAAAUUACGUUAAAGAAAAAACCAAAGAAGGAGCCAGUUCCUGAAGAAAUAACUGAAGAAGUUGUCUUGAAAAAACCAGAACCUAAAAAAGGAGAAAAGGCUCCUGAAGAGAUAACCGAAGAAAUGGCUAUAAAGAAGAAACCGAAAAAGAAAACUGUAACUGAAGCGGAUGAAGUUACGAUCAAGAAACCUAUUUUUGUAGAAAAAGAGAAAGAAGAUGAAACUAUAGAGGAGAUCACUUUGAAGAGGACACCAAAGAAAAAAUCCAAAGAAUAUAUUAGCAAGGAAGAAAUUGAAGAAAAUGUGGUAGUUAUAAAGAAAGCUGAAAAACCAAUAGAAAAGGAUGAAGUACAUACCGAUAUAACUUUAAAGAAAAAGAAAGAAAUUAAACCUACAGAAGAAGUUGAAGCAGAUGAAUUAACGAUCCAACAAAUAGAAGAAAUCGGAGUACCAGAGGAAGAAGAAUUGAUUGGAGAAUUCACUUUCAAACGUAAACCACCGAAACAAGCGCCUAAACCAAUUGAAGAAUUAUACGAAGAUGUUACAUUACGUAAAUUACGUCCAAAAAGAAAACCUAGAAGCGAUAUUAAAGAAGUUACUGAAAUAGAAAAUGUGACAUUCAGACCACGUCGAAUAAAAACUAAAGAAGAUGUUGAGCAAGAAUUUAAAAUCUCAUUGAACACAUAUGAAGAAGAAGAUAUUUCAAUGUCUGGUAAAGUUCGCUUAAAACCAAAAAAACGUCAAAUGACAUAUUCAGAAGAAACUGGAGAAGAAACAAUUCACCUUAUUCAAGAAGUUGAAGAUGACUCUGGUCCUAUUAUAGAAGAAAUCAUUGACGAAUCUGAUGAAGAAGAUAAAGAAGAGUAUAGUAUCGACGAACUUGAAACCGAUGAGUUCAAACUUCCUUUGAGAAGAAAAGUAAAGAAACAACCUCGUCCAUACUCUGUAGAAGAAUUCGAAGAAGCGGAUGUUAAAAUGAAAUUGAAACGUGAACGAAAAUAUUCUUAUGAGGAAACAGAUGAAACCUUGGCUUUAAAAUUAAAAGCUAAAAGACGACCAUCUACUUACGAAGAAGAAGAAGCAACACUUAGCAUCACCAGAGAAGAAGAUAUUUUCGAAGAAGAAGUGGAAUAUGUUGUUCGUGAUGGCGAUACGAUGUACUCAAUUUGUUCAUACGUAGCUGAAACAGAUGAAGCAAUUAAUCUUGUUGAGGGUGAAAAAGUAUAUAUAAUCGAUCAUACAAAUCAAGACUGGUGGUUUGUAAAGAAAAACUUAACAGAAGAAAAAGGAUGGGUGCCAGCACAAUAUCUAUUAGAUGAAAUACAUUAUACAUUGUAUUUACAACGUAAAUUACAUGAAAAAAUCGACAAAUUACCUGUAUUUGAAAAACCAGCACCAGGAGAAAAGGCAUUUGCUCCAAGAUUUAUUGAAAAGUUACAACCAAUUCAUACACCAGAUGGAUAUACAGUGCAAUUCGAAUGUCAAGUAGAAGGUGUGCCAAGACCUCAAAUAACUUGGUUCCGUCAAACAGCUAUCAUUAAACCAUCACCAGACUUCCAAAUUUAUUAUGACGAUGAUAAUGUAGCAACUUUGAUUAUCAGAGAAGUUUUCCCUGAAGAUGCAGGUACCUUUACUUGUGUUGCCAAGAACACUGCAGGAUUUGCAUCUAGUACAACAGAAUUAGUAGUAGAAGCUCCUUUAUCUGAUCACGGAUCUGAUUUAACUGGACCAUCCAGAAAAAGUUUGUCAAGAGAAUCUUCUCUGGUUGAUAUUCUCGAAGGAAUUCCACCAACUUUCUCUCGAAAACCUAAAGCAAAAUAUGUUGAUGAAGGUGAUGAUGUGAUACUUGAAAGUCGUCUCGUAGCCGUACCAGAACCUGAAAUCAUAUGGUAUUAUAAGGAUACACAACUUAUCAGCAAGGAAAAUAUUGUUAUUGCAAGUGAAAGUGAUAUGCACAUGUAUUGUAGUCUAGUAAAAAUUUCCAAAGUUCAGAAAAAACAGGAAGGAAAUUAUAAAAUUGUUGCUAAAAAUAGAGAGGGUGAAGCUACCAUUGAAAUACCUUUAAAAGUAAAAACUAGCAAUCAGGAACCACCAGAAAUAUUAGAACCAUUACAAUCAUAUGUUGUACGAGAAGGAGAAACUGUUAUGUUAUCUACUCAAAUUGUUGGUAAUCCAGCACCAAAAGUAACAUGGUAUAAAGAUAGGAAACCACUUAAAAAUCUAACACCACAGCAAGAUGGUCAUAUAAAUACAUUAACUAUAAUCCAGCCACAAUUAGAAGAUACGGGAGAAUAUUCUGUUAUAGCUACUAAUAAUCUUGGCAAAGCUGAAACUCAAUCAACAUUGCUAGUUGAAAUGACUCCACAUCUUAAGCCUUUCUUGCUUAUUAAUAUUGAACAGCAAAAAGAAGAGUUCUGCAUUUUAUCCUCUAAGGAAAUACCAAGUGGUGCUCCUGAGCCACCAUUAUUCACUGAAAGAUUCCAAGAACUUAUAGUACCUGAAAGGAGUACAUUCAAACUUGUUGCAAAAGUUACUGGAAAUCCUACUCCAGAAAUAACUUGGUUAAGAAAUAACGAACCAUUAGAAAAAUCACCAAACAUAACAAGAAGCUAUGAUGGUGAAAAUAUUGUUCUUGAGAUUAGAAAUGCUAAUUCGGAGACAGAUGCUGGUGAUUAUAAAUGUGUUGCUAGUAAUCCAGUUGGAAAGACUUCACAUGGAGCUAAAGUUACAGUGGACGUCGAUAAAGUCACAUUUACAAAGAAAUUAAAAGAAAAAAUCACUGUUGAUGAAUAUAAAAUGUUGGAACUUAUUUGUGAAACCUCUCAUACAGUAUCUACUACAUGGUGGCAUAAUGAAAAAGAAAUCAGUGGUAUGGAUCAUCGUGAAAUUAUUCAGGAAGGUCGAGUACAUAAGUUAGUCAUCAAAAAGACAAAUGCAAUAGAUGAAGGCACAUACAAGUGUACUGUCAAAAAUCAAACAACAUCUAGUACUGUCACUGUGAAACCUGCUAAGCCUGAAUUUAUAAGAAAGCUACAAGACUUCGAAGUUAAGGAACGUGAAAUAGCAAUUUUAGAAGUUGAAAUAACAUCUGAAACUGUAAAUGUUGAAUGGUAUAAAGAUGGAGUACUAUUGAAACCAAGCAAUGAAAAAUUAGAAUUUGUAAAAGAAGGCACCAUAAGAAAAUUACUUAUUAGAAGUGCAUCAGUUCAUGAUGAAGGAGAAUAUACAUGUACAUUGCCUGAUCAACAAUGUACAGCUGAAGUUACUGUUGUUGAAUUGCCACCAGAAAUUAUUACUAAGAUGCAAGAUGUGACAAUAGCUAGAGGAGAGAAAGCAAUUUUCGAUAUUGAGUUAACUAAAGGUGAUGCACUAGUGCGUUGGUUUAAGGAUAAUCAGGAAUUACAGUUCUCUGAACAUGUGCAACUUUCUAUCGAUGGCAAAAGGCAAAAAUUGAAGAUUUACGAUUCAGAACCUGAAGAUGCAGGUGUCUACACUUGCCAAGUUGGAAAACAAACGUCUUCGGCGAAAUUAACUGUUGAAGAACCUGGUGUAGAUUUUAUUGCCAAAUUACCAGAUGUUACAUUGGUAUCAGUAAAUGAAGAUGCUACCUUUUUAAUCGAAAUAUCUCAAUCAAAUAUUCCAGUCACAUGGUUAAGAAAAGGAGAAAUCAUUAAAAAAUCAGAAAAAUAUAUUAUUAUUGAUGAGGGUAAUAUAAAGAAACUCAUUGUGAAGAAAUGUACGACGGAAGAUAUUGCAGAAUAUACAGCUGUUGUAACGAAUGUAAAAACAUCAUCAAGAUUAAAAGUUGAAGUCAUAGAAACACCUCCGAAAAUUAACCCAGAUACUCAGACAAAAUACACAGUGAAUAAAGAUGAUGAUAUUGAAAUUAUAGUCAAAUUCACAGCAACACCAAUGCCAACAGAUGAAUGGACUGUUGAUGGUCGCAUUGUUACAAAAUCUAAGAGAAUCACUCCUUCAAUAGAUGAGGAAUCUGCUGUUUUAACUAUUACAAAAGUGCAGGAAGAAGAUAUUGGUGAUUACAACUUAAGACUCUUCAAUCCACAUGGUGAUGCUUCUAUAGUAAUAAAUAUUGCAAUUGCACAGCUACCUAGCAAGCCAGGUACUCCAGAACCUUUAGAAUUAACAAACGAAAGUAUUACACUGCAUUGGAAAAAGCCAGAAUCCGAUGGAAACUUGCCAAUCACAGAAUACAUAUUGGAAUACCAUGAGAAAAAUGAAACUUUAUGGACCAAAGUCACAGAAAAAAUCAUUGAAACAAGUCAUACAGUAACAAAAUUAACAACUAAUAAAGAAUACACUUUCCGUGUAACAGCUGUUAAUAAAAUAGGUCUUAGUGAGCCAUCUUUGGAAACACAAUAUCUAAAAAUUUCAAAGCCAUCAGAAAUAGAGCCACCAAUUAUAUUGGAGCCACUAAAAAGUAUGAAUGUAGGUUUGAAAGAAACCGUAACACUUUCUUGUCUCAUUAGAGGAUCGCCAGCACCAGAAAUUACAUGGUUCAAGAAUAAUCAACCAUUUGCUGAUACUAAUAUAACUUAUGAAAAUCGUGUAGCAAAAUAUAUAAUCUUCGAAACAACAGAGACAUCUUCAGCAACAUUCACUGUAAAAGCAGAAAAUGAAGCUGGCACAGCAGAAACCACAUGUCAAUUAAAGAUACAAGAGCCACCAAAAUUGAUUGUUGAUGAAACAUUGAUAAAUCAGAAAUUACCUGUUAAUUCUGAAUGGAAAAUUGAUGUUCAAACCAGAGGUUUCCCCACACCGAAUGUAACAUGGUCGAAGAAUAGUCAAAAGAUAAUCGAUAAGCGAGUAUCAACUCAUAUUGUAGAGAAAAUUUCAACCAUUUAUAUCAGUUCUAUUAUUAGAGAAGAUACUGGUACUUACACAGCAGAAGCAACUAACGAAGCUGGAAGUUCUUCUAUAGAUAUUCAGCUCAAGGUUAUAGAUAAACCAGGUAAACCUCAAGGACCAAUAAUAACAAAAGAGAUCAGGCGAGAUCGUAUCACAAUUGAAUGGAAAGCACCAAUUGAUGAUGGUGGUCUUGAAAUAGAAAAAUAUACUAUUGAGAAAUGUGAAACAGCUAAGAUGAAUUGGAUAAAAGUAGCUGAUGUUGAUAAAGACAUAGAAAGUUUCUGUGUACAAAAAUUACAAUUAGAAGUAGAAUAUAUAUUCAGAGUAAUUGCAAAGAAUAUUGUAGGCGCAUCAGAACCUUUAGAAUCUGAGCCAGUAAAAACAAGAAUGUCCUAUGAUCCACCUGGACCACCAAGAGGGCCUUUAGAGAUUUCUGGCAUGACCAAAACAUCUUUCACAAUAAAAUGGCAAGUUCCAGAAAAUGAUGGUGGUUCGCCAAUUAUAGAUUAUAUUGUUGAAAUAACAGAAUCAACAAAGAAAGCAUGGCAGAAGGUGGGCAACACAAAGGCUGAUAUGACAAACAUUAGUGUAUCAAAUCUAAAAACCGAUAUGUCAUAUGAUUUUAGAAUAACAGCAAAAAAUAAAAUUGGAAUGGGUGAACCAUACAUUUCAGAGGAACCAAUUAUAGCUGGAAAGCGAGCAAAAAUAACAAAGCUUACAGAUAGCAGUUUAUAUGCUUUACUAGGCAUAUUUCCACCAUCAAAAAUUGUUAUAAGUAAAACUCCACCAUCUAGUCCACUCAAUGUUCGAGUAAUAAACUUUACAAGUAAGAGUGUAACACUUACAUGGUUUCCGCCAGCUAAUAAUGGAGGAACUGAACUUACAGGCUACAUUAUCGAAAAACGACCAUUAAUUGGUAAAGGUGCACGAUGGAUAAAAGUCGUUACUUUGGAUGCUACAACUCACCAAUACUGCAUUGAAAAUUUAAAGGAAAGUGAAUUUUUGUUUAGAGUAUUUGCCGAGAAUAGUAUGGGUCUCAGUAUACCUACUAAUUCGGAGCCAGUUACUCUUAAAACUCAUGCUACUGUACCAUCAGCACCUACUGCCCCAUUAGAAAUCAGACAAAUAGCUGCAAAUACAGUGGUUAUAGAAUGGGGUAGACCAGAAUCUGACGGUGGUGCACCUUUAGAAGGAUAUAGAAUUGUUAUGCGGGAUGCUAAAAAGACUAUGUGGAUUGAGGUAGGACGAGUCAAGGCUGAUAUACAAAAGAUAAAUAUAAAAGACCUUCAAGAAAAUCAUGAGUAUCUUGUGAGAAUCUAUGUUAGAAACGAGGUUGGUCUAAGUGAACCAUUGGAAUCCGAUGAACCUUUCAAGAUACUACCAACUUCAGAAUUAUCAGUAGUAGAGCCAAUUGCAGAAGCCACAGACAAAGGUGAAACUGCAUCUGUGAGUUUCAGCACAGAAAAUACAAGUUCCUGGCUCCGAGAGCAUAAUAUGGAUGCUGAUAUUCAUUCUUAUGCGAGAGCAAGACUUCUUAGAAGAGAUGAAUACUUUUUCCGCAUUUGGCAUUAUGCUAAGAAACUAUUCGAAUAAGCAUUUCUAUAAUUUUAAAUGGUUAUCCUAUUAUCUCUAAAAAAAUUUAUCGCUUAUCAAAAACGCAUCUGAUGCUUAUUUUGUUAUCAAAUGCAAUAGAAAAAACUAAUAUCAAGGUUAAAAAUGAAAGGAUAUAUCUUUUUGAUUAUAAGAAUAAGUGAAGAAAGAGAUAAAAACGAAGAAGUAUCUACGGGCUUUCUCAAACUAACAACAAUGUCACUUACAAAUCUUCCAUAGAAGCGAAUAAUAUAAUAGGUUAACUUUCUUUUUUUUUGUUGUUUUGUGAAUUAAAACAGGAGACUGGACGAGUGUAGAAACUAGUCAGAAUAGAGGUUAUAUCAUUAUUCUCUAACGAAGUAAGGUUUUUCGAAAGCAAUUCAAUUAUCAGAUUAUUUGUAAAUAAUCUCUUCCGAAAAAUUGUCAGGUUGAACGAAAAUAUUCACAUUUACAAAUCUAGCAAACAAGGAGAAAACGUUUACCAAGAUGAGAAAAAGAGAAAGAACGAACUACUUUCUACGAUUUCCCACAAAAUAAUAUUUUAAAAGGAGCACGACAAUGCAAUUAGACGAUGACUCGGAAUUUUCUUCUAAAAAUGACUUCUCUUAUAAAAAGAUGUGAUAUGAAUGACAGAAUAGUCGAAGGGUUGAAAAUCAAACUAUCCUUUUUCCCUUUUUCCUUACCUUAUCCCCUCCUCCCUAUAUAUCUCCGCCCAAGAAUGUUGCAAACGGUAGGCAACGUUCAGUCACUUAUUUAAAGUUUUUGGGAGGAUUACUUUAAGUAUUUAUUAUUAAUCUGUAAUCCAUAUUUAUAAUAUUACUUGUUAUCAUUGCCGAUAGGUUUAAUUAAAUAAUUAUUGAUUAUCGUUGAUUAUCGAAUCAACAUUUUAAAGGACUGGUCGUAACAGUCGAAUUAAACGAGAUAAAUGUUAUGCCCCGUUGGUAUUAUCGCGAGACGUAAUAAAUAUAGGUGCAAAACAUCACUAAUAUACCGACGACGUGUCGCAUUACUCGUAAUUACAUUGUAAAAUAUUUUACGAAUUAAAUUAUGACAAAUUAUAAACAUA
Vespula vulgaris is the source of this 68731-nucleotide messenger RNA. RefSeq names its product titin (gene sls). Bases 16 to 67668 code for a protein of 22550 amino acids. Gene Ontology annotation, molecular function: protein binding. Lineage: Eukaryota; Metazoa; Arthropoda; Insecta; Hymenoptera; Vespidae. The record is from RefSeq and is a predicted model, not a curated record. The transcript is spliced from 137 exons.